ACUGCCUCUGCACCCCUGCGUGCCUGUGUCUGUGUGACUAAGCGUGUGUGUGUGUAUGUGUGUGAGAAAGAGAGAGAGACAGAGAGAGAGGGAAAGGGGGCGUGUAGAUGUGUGUGCUUUGCUGCACAGCCAUGGCAGUGUGAGCUGAGCGAUGCUUGCUGGCCGUCUCUCUCUCUCUCCCUCUCUCUCUCUCUUGCUCUCUCUCUCUCUCUCUCUCCCCCUGCGCUGCCUGGCUGUGCCUCUUUCGAGCAUUGAUGAACCAUUUUAUGCUACAGAGCUGCCGUAGCUGUCGUCCCGGUCCAGCUGCCGGCUGCUAUUCUGUCCUUCCAACACAUUAGGAAACACCUGCCUCUGCAUCGCUCUUAUAACAGCUGCUGCUAAGGUACUGUACCGUCUACUGUCUGCUGUCAAGCCGUGUGUUUUUCUGAGACGGGGAUUGUUGUGUUGCCUCUACUGCAGGAUCCCUGGCUGCUGCUGCUGUUGCUGCUGCCGCUACUGCUGCUACUACUGGAGGGAUAAGGAUCAUCAUUACAUGUCUUAGACUCUCUGAGGAUAUGAUUAAUGAAAUGAACUCCCCUCCCUUUCAUACCCAUGUUGCCGUCUACCUUUACACGCAUGUGUUUACUGAAGGAUUGUCUUGUUUUGAGUUCCUGUUCUGAAUGUCCAGGUUAACGACACUGAGAAGAGUCAGAGGACAUUGCACAUCAUUUGCAUGCUGUAAGGAUUCGCUGUCAGAUUGAUGUGCUGUCAGAAUUUCUUGUUUUGAGUGACAUGAUGCUGUGUUUUGUUGAAGGGACAUUUAUUUCUGCACAGCAGGGACAGUGGUUAUAUAGUGUUGGUAAUAUAGCAUUAUUUUCGGGUUCUGGUUGUCACUGGCAUGCCUGUCGAAAGAUGCUUUCAGUUGAGCAGAGAAGGAGAUAUGUGAUUUUUAGUUAAACGGAACCAUAAGGGUCUCGAAGUUGUGUGAAUCAUUUGGUGACAUGUUUGCUGAUUGGUCAUCAGCAGUUCAUUUAUAUCAGUCAAACCGUUUGAAUGGAUUUCUUCAUGUAUUUUUACAGAUUAUUAACAGUGUUGCGUCCUGGUGUAGACUGUUUGCAUCACAAGGUUGUCAAAACAGCAGCUGACACUGUGUGGUUGGUGCUUUUUUCUGCUCAUGCUCAUAAGGUGUUUUUAGUAUGCUUAAGUGUAUGCACAUUAUGAAUUAAUACAGAGAGCUGUAAGGGGCAUUAACUGAUGUGUAAAGGCUUUAAGUGUUUCUGCAUGUCGUGCCAUCAGUUUGCAGUCAGAUAGGAUCCUAUAGGUGGCAGUCAUGAGUGCAAAGGAAAAAAAAAGAGUCAAGGCUGAACUGUGCAGAAAUAUGUUGUCUGCUCAUGUGUGCACAGGUAAGGAUUUUGUGUUGACUCCCAAGGUCACUCAUUUGAAGAGCUCCUAUAAUUGGGGCUGUCAGGCUGGACUCACACCCCAGGUGUGAGAGAGUACUCUGGUGACAAACUCCCAUUCAUACUGAGGCUCCUCCUGCCCACCUUGACAAGCAGGCAUGGUCAUUCAUCAUUUUACCAGUUAUCCCUGAGCUGCCAGUAAGCAACUUUCAUCUUCACUAUGCACAGGAGACAGGUAUUCAUAUUUCUUGCCUAAAAUUGUUUGCUCUGCAAUGAGUUGAUUAGAAGGGAGACGGCUGGAGGGUGGUAUUGAUAGCUGUGGGUGAGCUCAAGAGGAGGGAGGGGUACUGCUGAGCAUUUCUGAAAUCCAGCCCUGGGUCAAACUGUAUUUGCAUAAAAUUCUUAGUAUUUAUUUCCUCCUUCUGGUUGUAUUAAAUGAAUGCUCACUAAAUGAGUGCACUGCAGUGGGAGUUCAAACAUUUUGUUGUAGAAACAAAAAUUGUAGAAAGCUAUACUGGAUUUAAAUUAAAAAGCUUUUUUUGAUGAAACCAUCUGUUAUUUGGGCAUAUGGAGGAGAAGAUCCAAGACUCUGCAUCAUUUCUGGAGUGUGUCACUGGGGAGUUUACAAACAUCAUAUUUUUAUGUGUCGGUAAAUCAUUUGAAUUUCAGCCUUUUUGCAACCAGUUUUAGUGGGUAAGACAUUUUAAAUUCAAGUACUCAACUUUUGAUAUGGCAAAUGUUUGCUAACACAAAUCCAUCAGACACAGAGCAGAAUUAACAGUCAUAUAGGGACACGCUUAUGCUCACCCAGUCUGAGUCUCCAGCAUCUCCUUAUGGAAAUAUCCACACUUUAGCUGUUAAAUUCUCUACUAACUUUACCCAACUUUGUAUCUGUGCUGCUGUGUGGUGGGUUGGUGUUGUACUGCAGAUGUAGUGGAGCUGAUUUUUUGUUUUUCUCCAUUAAAAACAGAUCCUGCGUCUGAGAAUAUGGCUGAAGAAGGUGGAGUUUUGGUUGUCCAACUUGAACCGUGAACUAAAAUUCAACAUAACACCCAUCAUUGGUCAGAGUUGCAGUAGUAUGAGGUUACACUUUUCUGUGGGUUCAUCACAUCCCUGGUCUCUCACUUGCAAGUCCAUAUUAAAUCUUUCAAAAUUCAGGUCAGUUCGGUGGUAACCAGUUUUUACACUGAAAUAUAUUUUCUGUAUUGCAAAAACAUUUUGUAUUUGAUAUGACUUUACUGGUGUCCCUGACAAAUUUAUACCAGACCCUCUAAGUAUCUGUAAUGAGCCCAAAUUCAAUCUCCAUGCUGGUGUAUGAGUUUGGCAGUGGAAUUGAAAAAGUGAAUCUGGUCUGUGUAGGUCUAUAUUAAAAUGACUAACACUUUAAAGGCCACAUCAUGCAGCAUGUGCAUGAGUGUGCAACCUCAUAUGGUGACAUAAUUAGCAACCCUUUUGGCUAAUGCAGAUGGUGCACACACAGCUAGCAGUUGGGACUGAAGUUUUAAUUAGGGACAAAUUGAUUAGGUUGCCCCUGUUGAAAUCCCUGAAGAAUGCAUCAUCAGUAAAUACCUCUGUAUGUGAGGAGCGUAUGUUAAAUAGUGAAUACGCUGAGUUGGUGCUGUCUGUGUGAAGGACUGUUUGCACUGCUAAUGUUUAUGACAUCGAUGUGAAAGGAGGAGUGCUGCUGAGGCACCGAACAUGGCUGCUCAGCUGAGGAUGGAGCAGUGUGAGACGAGCAUGGCUCAGCACGCUCCUGAGUGACCGAAGCUACGCUGUAGUAACAGCUGGAUUGUGCUCUUGGCGCCUGGAUGUGGCCUGGAUACAGCACGUGACCCACCACAGUGUGAGGCAUUAGUGAUAUGAACAGCAAGGUCCACAGCCGUAGUUACAUAACACCAUCUUCACUGGGAGAGCUCUGUAAAGAUGGCUCCAGGAGACUCAGUGACAGCGGAGUGAAAGUGCAUUAUCAUUGUCAGCGGCCGCAUCACUUGCCCUGAUUGUUGAACUGUCCCGUGCAUGACAAAGCAAGCAUGUGUUUCUGAUGUGUCCUGAGGGUGUUCUCAUGUGAGGGCAGAUUUAUGUACAUGUUUUGUGCUUUAAGCCUCUGGACUUGAUCCCCUGAACACACAUGCUCAGUGUAUUUGUAUUCAGGUUCAUAGAAGUAUGGGAAUCUGCUCGCGUGUGUCCUCACACCAGGAUGUGGGUGUUGCAGUUUCUAUCUUCACAAGUGAUCAUGCGUAUGUGUCUGUGCAGCACAUGUUUGUGUUAAAGACAUUGCUCCUGCGGCUCAGAUGUAAUGUAAGAAGAUAUGUUGUGCCAGCUGUCGUCAUGUUGGCAGUUUGACUGACUGUUGUAGUGUUGCUCGGACAGCCAAGAGUGACUGGCUGCUGACUGCAGCUGAGGUCAGAGGAGAGUAGCCAGUAAUCACCUUAGGGAUCUGGCUGCAUUCAUAAUUGAUUGUUCCUGGAGUUGAUCAGGGCUGUCCACCCAGUCAGAUGAAAAGCACUGAUCUGGUGUAAACAGCGUGAGAUCAGAGUUAGUAGUAGUGGUUGAAGUGCCGAGGAAUUGAUUAGAGUUUGUGGUGAAGUUUACUCCAGUAACAUGACAAUCCUGUACACUGGAGCCACAACAGCAAGUCAGUAUGUGGUUUUUGCUUUUAUGUGUUACAUGUAGAAUUAAACUCCUAAGUCCCACCACAAAGAAAUUCUCAUCUAGCUGAUGAGUCGAUGUCUCCUAUCCAGCCUGUUCCUAACUCCCAUGAUACCUCCCAGUGCGCUCUGCGACUGAACACACAACCUGCAUUUUUCACACUUUUCCUCAUUUAAAGGUUUUAGGGACUUAAAACGAGGGAAAAUUAUCUGUUACACUGCAAACAGACCAAUGUGAUAAUUUCUCUGCCUUCUUUUGUUGAGCGAUGAGAGGAUAAUGUGACAAAAUAGCCUCUCAUUAGCAUAUUUAUCUCCAUUAUUGGCUCUGUUGCUACAGACUGCAAAACAGUGAACAACCUGAAAAGCUCUGAGGCUGUUAGUAUUUACAGAGAGAUCCGGUCUGUCUCGUCUUUAUUAACCUCUUUUGUCUUUCCACAAUGAAAUGUGACACAGGUUAUGAGAUUUUGACUGACGGCUGUUACUUCAGCCUACUGUCAAUCAUCUGAUCUGGCACCUACCUCCUCACAGUGUUUCUAGGCAGUAAAGUUACAUCAGAGAAACCAUCCGCCUUGUUGGUUUUAAAGAGGCAUCAGUGUCAGUCUGUUUCUGAACCAGUGCCUCCAGAGCCUUUAAAAUCAGUGUUUGGAAAAAAAAGAAGUACAUUUUCAAUAUUUGUUGUGGCAAAAUGAUCUACUGUAGCAUGUUUGUGCAGUCUUAUUACUGUUUUUUUUUUUUUGUAGCAGGGAUCCCUAGCUUUAUUAGCUUUUUUGUCUCAUCAGUUAAUGCCUCUUCAAUGUUAACUUGUUGAGGAUAAGAAAAUGAUUCAGAUCUGGAAAAGCAGUGUGAUGACAAAAAGGAAAACCCACCGGUCUGCAAACCAACAGGAUUUGAGCUUGCAGCAGCCAGGCAAGACUAACAAGACAAAACCAGCAGCAUAUACAGUAGAUAGACUCUCUGAGCGGUCAGUGAGUUUGUGGUCGGCUCAGCAAGGUGGGGGUCUGUUUGGUUCCGUUCUGAAAGGUUAACAUUUAUGCAUAAGAGCGGCUGCUGAGGAUGAUUAUGUGAAUCUUGACAAAAUCCACGGGCAGUGAUGAUUAUUUGUAAGGAUUUGCUUUGUAAUAAAAAGCUUAUCCGGCAGGUUCAAUCUCUGUCUCGGUCUCUGCCUUUCUGCCCACAGGUUUAGCUCAGUGUGUCUGCUGUGUUCUCUGUUUUCUGGGUCUGUCUUUAAAUAGCAGAGACAUACCAAUGUCCUUUUGCAUAAAUUAAUCAAAUCUUAACGUUCUAAAUAUGCAAACCUUGAUUCAUUUGGUCAGGUUUCUGUUGAUAUAAGGAGUGACUCUCUGAUGUCCGAGGUAGUUGUUCAACAUUAUGUUCAGUGCUUCUGUCCUUUAUUCGGACAUGCUCCUCUCAGUGUCUUGUGGACCAUGUUGGAGGUUAAUUGCACUCUCUCUCUGAUAACAUAUUAAAGGCAGACAGUGCUGCAGACACACAGUGCCAGACAGUUCAGGGCUUAUUUUCUGUUUCUGCAGCACUUUUAAUGUUGAGGAUGAUUAAUGGAAUGCUAAUGUGCUCCGGAGUUAAUUCUUUGUGUUUAUGUGAGGAUGUAAUUGGUUCUAAUGUCCCGAUCAAGUAGAAUUUCACAGCAGAUUACUGGAGAAAAAAAAGCCUGUUUAUGCAGCGGGUGCAGCUGCAAAAGAAGUCCUUUUUUUGUUGUGAUCAAUCUCUGUUAACUGCGUAAUAGGACCCUCUAUGUACAGCACAUUGUCCUGUGUUUCAGGCCCCUGUGGAGUUGGCAGCCAGCUAUCCAAUCCACUGCCUGCAUGUCGCCCCAUCAUUGAACAGGGGUAGAAGCUAAUUGCAUGUAGAAGCUGUAAUAAGGUGGAUUGAAUUAGCUUUGGACUAAAAUGGAUUAAAGAGGCCGCCAUGACAUAUAGACUCCCAAAAUGACUCAUUAUUAUACCCGUUCAGUCAAAUAUAUAUCAUAAUACAGGGUAUUAUUAUCUAAGAAGUGCUGACAGUCGAGGGGCCACAACCCGACAUGAGUCUGUGCAAAUGAUUUUCUGCUGGAAUAACAAACAGUUUCUAAUUUAGUUUAAUUAGAAAUGCCUGCAUGGAACACUUCUCUUAAUACGGAUAAAAACAAAAAGCUAACCCCUGGGCAUCGACAAUUAACACAAAUAAUGAGCUCAUGCUGUUUUAAAUGUCAUUCAGGCAAAUCCUACGUGUGCGUCUUCGCCGGCAGAUCAUGUUUACAGUAAUGAAAUGUUUGCAAAUGUUACUUCUUAAAUGGAGUCAUAAAUUACCAUUUGAAAAUGUUUUUGUCACAGAAACUUCAUUAAACUUGAAUAACUUUGAUGAUAAAAACUGCUGCAGCUCUGUCAAAACUUUGUGUACCCCUCUGUAGGUACACUGUCCUGGCAUGACUAAUGUUGAUGUCCUCUUCUCCAAAACUUAAGUGUUUUAACUGAACAAGUAGUCAUAUAUUUAAACACAGUCCCAAGACGGUAAAACCCUCCGGAAAUAAUGUGCAUUUUUGCAUGAGAAAAGAGUGAAUGGCAGCAGAUGUUAGGAGGAAGAGGUUUUGAGCGCGCCCAGUAAAGUUGAAGUGGAUGGUGAGAGUGCAUGGCUUUAGGGUCUAUGCCCUGCAGCUGGAGUGUGGACGGAGAGCAGGAUGGAGAAAGCCUUUUGUCCAGAUGUCUGUUUGCAUUCAGGAGGUUAAGGCGCUGCCUCCCGCCAUUAGAAACAAACACUAAUUGCCCAUUGGCCCCGGGUUGGAGAUGUGCAGCUGGGGACACGAGGCUAAAAAUAGCACAGCUUGUUCUCAUGAGUGGCGGGCACACAGCACCAUAGUAUUAGUAUUCAGCUCUCAAACAUAGCAUGGAUUAAAAAGGUCAUCUUUUGGCCAUGACCACAAAUGUCAGCGCGGGGUACAAAGUGAAACUAGCACAGAGCAGGUUAGCUUCAAGCAGCCCCUCAGGGUUCACCCACAUUUGGACCAACCUACUGAACCUGCGUCCUCUGUCUGCACACUCUGUUUCCAUGUGACAUUUUCCUGCAAGUGUCAUGACAUCCCGUGUUUUUGUUUGUAGCCCAGCAGCAUUCACGCUUGUUCCAUGAAGCUUUUACCUACAUGCAGCGCUGGCCUUCCAUGCUUGAGUCGAGUUACAGCUCUCCCUCUAUGACACAAAAGCAGCAUCUGGUUCCACCUGACUGGAGCUAUGAAUAAUUGAAUAGGGGGCAUUAUUAUUUCCAGCCAGCUCCACUAGCUUGGCAAUAACAAGCAGUUUAGGUAGUGCUAUCAGCGUCGCUGGCUAAGUGGUUGAGCAUGGAGAGAGGAUGUUAUUUUACCUUGUUGGCAUCUUAUACCUGUGUGGGUUUGUAAGUAUCUGGUUGAAUGAGUGCUUAAGUGUUAUUUUUCAUUGAUACACCAGGUCAACAUGUUGCGUGGCUGUUCGCAGAUUUACUCAAGUUGGUAAACAAAACUAUAUAAAGCAUCUGGCAGACUUAGACAGUACAAUAAACCAAACAUUACGCCAUCAGUCAAUAUCCAAUAUGAUGAAUCUGGACUUUUCAUUAUAUUUGCUGCCCAGCCCUGGUACAGUAGUUAUUUUUCUUUUUCAGUCAUCAAACGGUAAAACUGACUUUAUUCUUUUAUUUUCUUGAAGUUCAGAGGAACGAGGGUUCAGUAGGUGCUCAUGGUCGCUGGUGGGCAGGUAGUCCAGCAGAUAUUUUGUUCUUUUUUUUUGUGAGAUAAAAUCUGUGAAGAAAGAUGAACUCGCUGUGUACACUGUGAGUGUAGCUGUUCGCUGUUUUUGCACUCAGACCGCCUGCAGGUGAGCGACCACUCAGCUGCACUUAGAGAUAGCGCACAAGCAGAUUUCAUCACUAGGGGGCCUUAGCGGCAGUGGUGGGGGUUAUUUGGAGAAAUUUGUUCAGCCAAAAUAUGCAAAAUCAAACCAAAAUUUGUUGUCAAAACGAUCCCCUAAUUGUGGAAGAAAUGACCCUGUAUUUUCAUGACUAUAUCGAUUUGACUGACUGUGUUCUUUCUCUCCUCCCACAGCUGAGAAAUGAAGUUUCGCCCCUCCAGCUCUCAGGUGUGCAGCGUGUGGACAGCUUUCAUCUUUUAGAGACCAACAGCAGAGCUCUGAGACUUGGCCCCGAGACCCUCAGCAACCAGAGGCUAAAGGAGAAAUUACUGGUGAGUUCUCCAUGCUGCAGGGAAAUAAAGGCUUGUUGGUGCUGGACUGGGCCUGGACCAUUAGGGCAGUUGAAGAUGACUAUUGAAGCGUUUUCUCUCAGUAUUUUUCUGACUUCUGUAUUUCUCUCUCUGCCUCUGGCUGUGAACUCAUGAACCAUAAGUUCUUUUUCCUCCUGAUUCUGGUUUAAUUUUAAAAUGACCCCUCUGCUGGUGCUCAGUGAGAAUCCUCAUUGGGAGUAAUUGGGGCCAUAAUGGCAGUUUUUUGUUUUUUCGUGACCAUCUCAGGGAAACGUUAGGAGACAAUGUCUCUAACUGAGGGCAGUUCAUUUACUCCGUCUCUGCCUAAGCAGAAGGAUGAGGAGGUGGAGGCUGACGCAAUGAGAGUUGUUUGCAGACUGAUGCAUCGGCAAACUUGGCUUACAUUUAUUUAUCCAUAUUUUUCUCAUGAAUCAUAACCUCAGGGGAUUGUUAACUUUUUUUUUAUUUAUUGCCAGUGAUGCUUGGCAGCUAACACUUGAGUUUGCAGUAUCACUUCGAUACUUGUAGAGAAAGUUGUCUUUUUUUUUUUUUUUUUGAAGGAAUGAGAAUGGUGAUGGAAAAUAAAGAAAAGGAAAUCAUUGCAACACAAUGCACAUGGCUGCUUAUCAGAGGUGGAUGAUAUAAAUGCAAAGCAACAGUUUGUUCCUGACCUUAUGUGCCACAAAGACUCAAACUUCCCUAUAUGUAAGUGAUUAAAUCAGUAAUAUGCUGGAUUUUGAACACCACCACCUGCUUCUCUUCCUAAAAGAUCACUUGUCAAUAGUUUUAGAGAAACAUAUUUUCUAAAAAGUCACACCAGAACAAUCACACAAAUGCUCUAAAACAUAUUUUGGGAAAAAACGAACAUGAAGCGGCAAAUUUGAAGUCAGUUCUCAUCUGAUAUUUUUUCUUUCCCAGGGCUGUGUGUUUUAAUCCUGCUGCUCAUUAAAAACAUUACACCUGUUAAACAUCAUCCCGGUCCUUUAUGUUGAUGCCCGUAGAGUGCACUAGAGAAACUGAGAAGGGCGGCUGUGACUGAGGAGGUAGUAAGGUUGUCGAUUAGUCAGAAGAUUGACAGUUGGAGUCAUGGUUCUGCUAUUCUGCAGAAUGAAGUGUUUGUAAGGAUGACAUUGAACCUCAGAUUGCUUCUUAUGGCACAGGCGCACAGUGUGUGAAUGUGAUUGAAUGAGAUCCUGAUGGGCAGGUUGGCACUUUGCAUAGUAGCUUAUUUGUAAAUACGAUACGUGUGAAUGGGUUUCACAGCAGUUUCAUUAAGAAAGAGCAGCUGACUCCAUUUACCGUUGAUUAAACCCAUCUAUCGAGGUGGAAUGGUUAAUUUUUGGACUCACUCUGAUUUCCUCGCUUAACAGUAUGUUUGUUUACCCAUCUACCUGUUCAGCGUCAUUUCCUUUCUAGGAGACCCUGCAGCCACAGCGUUGAGAAAAGCCCAGGUCCGUAAACAGCAGGUUUCCAGAGCGAAGCUGGCUCUGUUUUCCCCGGGCUUUCUUCAGGCUGCGAUCUCACAGUAGAGGCUGCUUGUAAUUCCCCCGGCUUCCCCUGACGUCUGUGGUUCAAUAUGAAUGAGCUGCAUCGAUUAGACCUCAGUGGGGUGCUUGUGUGAAGGGAAUAAGUUGUGUGUUUGUGUGUGUAUAUGCGUGUGUUUUCAUGAGGCGGCUGGUCUUCCUGGUCUGCGUUUCCUCUGCACUUCCCAGACAGUUGUUUUCACAGAGGCUGACGUUAUGGGUGACAUGUUUUGACUGAGGUGUUCACAUGGAGCUCUGAUAUUUGCAGCUUCUUCAUGCAUGUAAUCUAAUCCUGAUGUAUGUUUGGAGGUAAUCAAGAGAGGAAAACAUUUUGACAGUUGCAACUAAAACUUUUCCUGGUUUUGAUUCAUCGCACAAACACAUGAUUUUUACCGCCUCUCCAGCCCUCCGAGCGUGUUGCUCUCAUGCUAAAGCCUGCCAGCCGCAGAGUCUAUAGGGGUGCUAACAUCAACACUGCUGACUGUGAUUGUUUGAAAAAACGAAGGUGGUGUGAACUUUAUUUUUAAAUUCUCAGCCUGCAUGUGACAUGGCUACUUGAUAAUGAGCUUGUCAACGUUUCUUCAGGGAUCGUCAUGUGCUGCAGCUUUUCACGGGUGACUGAAUUUGGAUUAUAGAAUCUUUUUGGAAAGCAGAAUGUAAGGCUCUCCUCACACAAGGACGGCCCUGUAUUGUCCAGGCAUCGGCACCAAAACAUGUAUUGCUGUUCACACAUCGUAUUGUACAUAGGCUAAGUACAUUUACAUGACAACGCAAAAUCGGGUUCGGGUUGCCCGUCUGGUUCUGCUCCGAGGUGGAUUCCACGACAACAAGUUGUGCACGCGUAACAUGCUGCGUCUCUGCAUGAGUACUUGUUGCUGUUGUUGCCGUAACUCGUGUUGUUGUUGUUAAAUGUUGGUAUAAAAGUCGUAGUAGUAUUUGUAGUUGCUGGAACAAGAACAAAAUCACCCCAUCUACCGCCAUUGUUGUUGUUGCUGUGUGUGUGACAACGUGGGUUGGGGGGCGGGGAGGAGGAGGGGUGCUAUGAGGUCACCGUCUUUUCUGGACUUAUCUAUUUAUACCAACUACGGCAUGAAGACAAAUACCCAGAUAUCCACCUGCAGACCCGUUUUCAAAAAAGAUGCGGAGUCAUGGACAAAUACGCGUCUCUGUGUGUCAAAAUCACCAGAUCGAUAGUUUAUUUUACCGGUGUCUUACAAAUUCUUACUCGUGUAAAGACCACCUAAAUGAAUUUGUAAAUUUAUGAAACAAUUCUUGGAUGAGGAUUUUUUAUUGACCGUUGAUACCUAACAGGUGUUUAAUGUGAAGAUAAUGGAUUGACUCGGCUGUCAUCGUUGCAUUUAAGUAUUAAGUCCUACUUCACUGUAGCUUCUGUUAAUUCCUACAUCCUUGAAAGAGGUCUGGUCACAGAAAAGCACUUCCCUUAUACCUGUGGCUGUUGCCGGGAAACGAGCACUUUUAAAGUCGACAUGCAUCCUAUCAUGUCAUUAAGCUGGUGUUUUGCACCGCUCAGUCAACAGAAAAGGACGAGUAGGAAGGAACAAGGGGGUGGGAGGGUUGGGGGUGGUGUUGUUAGUCCCCUGAAGUGGAAAAACAGCCGAUUAUGGAUUCUGAAAGAUUGGUGUAGCAUCAGUAAUUACUGAUACUGAACGUUCCUGCGUACAGCUGAGUGAAGUGGUAAUGAAAAAUUGACAGAGCAUGAGGCACUUCUUCAGCAAGCUCCAUUAGCCUGCAGCUCUGUUAUCUUAUGAUGGAGAUGCAAUCAACAAACCGCAGACACGCCCUGUUGAAGGUAUCUUCCUCAUGUACACAGCUGUCUGUCGCUGGUACGUCUCUGUGUUCUUCUGUGAGCCGUCUUCAUAAAAGAGACUUUUUUUCCCUCAGAGAUUUCUCACACAAUUUCUCAGCCGUGUAGCUUGUCGUCUUAUAUGUGCAGAGAUUUGGGCUGAAGAAGGAGUUUCAUAGACUGCGCGAAUCGUGAUUCCUCAAAAGUUGACAUUUAUGGUGCGUUUGUCUCUUUUGUAGGACUUCAAAGUAUUUGACUGCAGGAUGUUUUUGGAAUCAAGGAAAGCGGCAGAAAAAAAGAAGCAGCUCUAUCUUUAGCGUCUUUUCUGCUCAUGUUGAAAAUUGCCUUCAUAGCUUGUGAAUUAAGUUUCAAGUACAUUCAGAGGUCAAAGAAGUGACAGCUAAAUAACAGAAUAUUGACUCGUGUCUGUUAAUGCAGUUCAAUGAAUCCUCUAAAACCUACUGGAUGUUUCAGAUCAUAAUAUCACAGAUGCAACUUCAGUUCUAUAAAGGUUAGACCACUGUAUGUAAAAACCGAAUUAGACGGUUUGCAAACAGCUUGGACAGGGCCGUGUUAACCAUCAUCUCUUCAGCUGACAACACUUAAAGAUUUAGAAACAGAGGAAAGCGUGUUUUGGGGUUUUGAGAGUAAAACAUUCUCGCCUGAUACAGGAUUUCAGCUGCUCAACACUUCAUGAUCGCCUUUGUUGUAUUUUAAAUGCCAGGAUGCACUUAUUGUUUUGGGUGGGUGACAACUUGGGACUGCAGCCAGGCCAGUUUAACACCCAGACUGCUACUACAGAGCUGUGUUAUUGUGAUACCUGCAGAGUAUGGCAUUGUGCUGCUGACUUAUGUGGGUCUUUCCUGAAGUAAGCAUUGUUUGGAUGGCUGAAUAUGAUCAUCCAUAACUGGAAUAUGUCUUGUUUAAUAUUAAAGGUGCCGUCUCAGAUAGGGACAGUGGAGGUUUCAUUAAUCAAAGGGGUCAGCACUUUCUUAUAUGAUCUCAUAUUGUUGUGUUUACAAUAUCAGCUUUGCUCAGUGAGACCAGCAGCUUUUAGGGUGUUGUUGUGACGUCCAGGGGCUUUUCUAUCCCACAGAGAGGAUAAGUGUAUUUUCACUUAUGAAUGUCCCCAAAAACAAAGGUAAUGUCUGAUGACUCAAGUAUGAAUUUGAGUGAAAUAGUGCUUUUCUGAGCUGACUGGGCUGGAUAGUGGCUGACAUCUUUGUUUUGGUCUGUUGACCUGUCAGAAGCUGUAUCUGCAGUCAGCUGACACAAGUAUAGAGGUACAAAAACUAGAACUGUUUUGGAAGGAUUCAUUCUACUCAGCUUAUUCUAGGAUUGGAAGAUCUGCGCUCCAUCUGUCUACCACUAUUUAGGUGCUCUUUUAGUAUAUACGAUAAUUUUUAUUUCAUUUGAUUGUGACAAUUUCAUUUUAAGACACUGAACAAAACAAAACAAUCUUUUACUCAAAAGAUGGUCGAAGUUGUCAGAGUUGACAUGAUAUGAACGAACAGAACUAAUUUGUACCAACAGAAAAAAAUUAUGCCGUUCUCCCUCUCAGAAGUGAAAUUAUCUGUCUUUAGAUUGUCUUGAAAAAUUAACAGGAAUGGCCGUAGGACCAGAAAGUAUCUCUACCAGAUAAGUCUGUCCUCCUCCACUUUUCCUGCUGCUCUGCUGCAGGGGUAAACUUGAGAGGUAAAUUGGCAGACUUUCUAAGGAGUCAAGAAUAAAAACAGGCGCAUCUGUCAAAGUUUGGCUGUUUUUUUAGCACUGUGCUCACAUUUAAAAGAUGUGAGGUGAAUGAACAGAUGUGUUAUUUAAGAAGGAGAACAUAUCUGCCCAGACUUUAGAUUUGUGAUGUUUUGCCAUCAGGUUGUAGGAGAAAAACUAUUUCUGCCUCUGUGAUCUGAUCAUGUGGUCCACCUGCAAAUGUGACUCAGUACCCAUCUGUCUCCCAGGGUCUCAUUGUUGGUCUCAUAAGGGUGAAACUUAUUCAGGGUGUGAAGACUUUCUCCUUGGCUAACUCCCGCCUUCAUAACUAUUCAUCACCGUCAGUAGACCUACAGUCAGACCUGCAGGUUUGCUGCGGCUCAGAUCAGUUUGAUGGUCAUCUGAAUCAUCAGGCUGAGGCACAUUUGAGUUCUGAUCAUAAAUAUGAAUCACACAGCUCAAAAAAAAAAACCCUCGUCAUAUAUUCAUAGAUCGUAUCUAUCAUGUUCUUCAAAAACAGACAACUAAAAAUAUUCCCCGGUGUCAACUCGCUGUCUCUGAUACUCCUACACCGACGUCAGUGCCAGAUGCAACAUUUAUUCAUAUUCAUUCAUAUUCAGAAGAAUUUUUUUUGUGACAACACUGUGACAAACAGGCUGAAUCCUCUGCAUGGUGGGAUGUGACUGAGACAAACAAGUGUAGAUUUGUGUUUUAGUGGUUUAUAUCCUCACACGAGCACGUCUCCUACUGUGUGUGUGCGUGUGUCGGUGCAUGUUGAUGUGGGAGGCCCCUGUGCUGGGGGCCAACCACAUGUUUACAUCACUUAUAAUGAAAUUAGAGCCGCGUGGCGCCCACACUACAGGCCUCCACUGAUCCUCUAAUUCAAUUACCCCCUUUAUUAACGCUCCGAUGCUGCUGGAUGACCCGGGACCGCACACUGCUCUGGCUACACAUCGUUCACUCAGCUGCCUGUGCUGCCUCUCCAGUGGAUUUACUUAUCAGUCAUUGUGUUACUUACUGAUGAACAGGGAUCAUCCAGGACAGAGGACCCAUACAUCUCUAAUUUAGUCUGACUGUGACAGCCUCAAGUCUGCAAUUAUGUAAAUACAGUCGGAGAGAAAGUACUGCGUCCAACAUGGUGGAGCAUCUGUGAGAUGUCUCAACGAAACUGGAGGAUAUUGUGUGUUGCUACGAUCGGCUUUAUUUCAUCCGAUCUAUUCUUGAUAUAUUUGCAUUUAUAACUUAUCAAACAACUGAGGGACGACCGUUUUUAUCUGUGGACCCCAAGGGCCACACAGCAAACAAUUUAUAUGGGGGUCAAGAGUCAAAAUCUAAUGCUCAAAUUAGGGCUGGGCAAUAAACUGAAAAUUUACGGAUACCGAAAUUGACGACAAUAACCAACGCCAUUUUGCCCAUAUCGGUAUAUUCAGUGUCAAAAAAUAGAUAAAUAAAAGUUAGUUUUGGAUGUGUGUAGGUAGGCUUUAAGACGCCGCCCUACGUCAGAGACGUGACUCCACCCCAUCCAGUCCGUAACAAAGAAAGAAAGACAGGUGAGGAGAUGGAGGACGGUUCAAAAGUUGGAGCGGCUGAAGUAGACGAAGUUAAUGUGGGAGGGGGUGAGCAGCUUGUGGAGUAAUUAUCUUCCAUUUAUCGUUAUCAAGGUGAACUGCUCAAUAUAUUGUGAUAUUGAUUUGAGGCCAUAUCGCCCAGCCCUAGAUCAAAUUCUGUCUCAGUAGUCUGCAUGUUGUAAAAAAGGGUUUGAUUUGGUGAUUUACCUGAUUUUAGAUCAUAUCAAGAGUCAAACCUGCAGUGAAAACUUACUAAUUUGGAAAAUAUCAAAUAUGUGCAGCUUGAAUAAGUUUUUUUCAAACCUAAUAUUAGCAACAUCAACUGAACCCUAUAGAAGUAUAAGAGAAAAUGAUGUCCACUUGCUGUACGAGUCUGUCUGCUACACCUGCUUAAUCUCUUUAAAUGCUGGAGGAGUUCUGCUAAUGCUGAAUGCUGAAAAAGUGCAGCUUCUCCCAUAUUUGAAGCAUAUAGGAUUAAAACACCAAGACUUUCAGUUUAAUAUUUUGAAAGAAGUUGAUCCUUUUAGACAGUUUAAAGCUGCAUGAGAAUUCAUGUGGAUUCCUGCUCAGUCUCACCACUAGUCCCUAACACACCUGAAACUUUAAACAAAGUUACAGCAGCAGUGGAGAGGUAAAUUCUUCAAUUAAAUGUUCUCAACAGGCAGCAACAUCUUAUUAAGUCUGUAAUGUGUCUUGUGCAUUUCCUUAUGUAACAAAAAUGCUUGUUUGCAUCUUUCGUGUAAUUUCUCCGCUAACCAGACGUCUCUUUAAAAUCUAAAAUCCAGAAUGUUCCCCCACAGCUGAGGGGAGAGAAUAUAUUCCUUAUCCUCUUUAUCUUGGCAGCUCGUCUUUGUUUACUUGUUGUAAGUGUUGUUGGAAAAUUCAGGAAGAUGUGCAAAAGCACUUUGCCGCAAACCUUGAAAGAGUCAGAGGGUUGAAAUUUCAAAAUAGAAGCAUGUUGAUGACAAUUUAGAUCGAUCUAAUUUGAUCAGAUAGUUGUUCAGCUUGCUCAUGGAGUGAUCCUGAUCAAUAGAUUGUUAGAGGAGGCACUGUCUAUUUCCGGGUGUUUUGUUAUCAGCUGAAAACUCCUUACUGGAGCUUUAAUAUUUAAAGAAUUUGUUUUCCCUUUUUUUUCUCUGUGAAUGCCAAAUUUGUCGAACCAUUCAAGAGCAGAUUCAGCGUGUUUCUUUUUCCCAGUCUGUGAUCCAGGCCCUGAAUGUAAACUGUAAGACUGUGUUGCUGUUGGAACAAAGCCCGCUGCCUCUCUGCUGUAACAGGUCUGCAAAGAGCUGGCAGGAUGUGUGGCAUGAUUUAACACACAGGGUGUCUGGUGCUAGCACACACACACAGAAGGGCAGACACACACACACACACAUAAACAUACAAACACACACCACUGUAUGUAGACACUGCUGGUGUAGCCUUUACUCUACACAGAUAGCAGCACACUUAUGAUGCUGAGAUAAGGCUUAUCAGGGCUUCAUCAGAGACAGCAGAGAGAAGGAGAGAGUUCUUUCAGGUCUCCUUCCAGGGUCAUGUGUUUCUAAAACAACCUCUCUUACAGUCUGGUCUGCCAUGAUGGCCGCCAGCUGUAGCAUCACACCACUCUUCACUCUGUAUUCAUUCUGCAACAGACAGAAGAGAAAUGCUUUGCAAGUUUAAGGAGAGGAAAGGAAAAUAAGUGCAUUUAAAGGGACUGUAUUACCAAUAACAAGAGAAACAUUUCUUCAUAUCCUGCACUAAAAUGCUAAAGGAAAUGUCCGCACUUAAGCCAGUUAAUGGGUUUAUCACAGGUUCGCAGAAUCCCCCUUUCUUCAGACCCGCUUGAGUGCCUGCGUGAUACAAUGCGGUUAAAUCAUCUCAUGCCUAUACUCAGGAUUUCAAAGGUAAAUCUCUGCCAAGUUUCUCAAUCUCUAGCCACUGCAAUGGGCUUAUUAAAAUUUCAAUCUGCUACAGGCUCUCUUUCUCGCCCCGCAGGAUGAAUGUGCCCUUUUAAUAAUGUAACCGGUUUUAACAAGAUCGUAAAAUGUUCAUCUAACUUUCAUAAGCCCUGUUAGCAAAGUGACAAAUUCAUGUGACGGUAGGAAACACUCUGGCUGACUGUCGGUUUUUAGAAAUGAGUACAAAUCCUUUUUUUCUGUCCUGUUAGUGCAGCUGCAUGGAGAGCGGAGAGUUGUGCUGUAGUUUACAGCUGCCUGCAGGGGAGGCUGAGCUCGCUGCUGUGUCACCCCUGUGGCUCUAAAAAAGGAGGUUAGUCAUGACGGGGGAGAUUUAGAUUGGCCUUCUGGUAACUGAUAGUGCUCCACUGAACACUCCCAUUCUCCUCUGCCUCAUCUAUUAUGUACAUGAGUUACAAAGGGCUAAAGCCUGAAAACAGCCUUUCAGAUGUGGCCAGAACUGCUGCUGCUUCUGCUGCGUGAUGGCUUUUAUAAUCCAUUUAUAUCUAAUGAGCUCUCUCUGGUUUUACACUCUUUGUAAAAUACAGUUUGUAGUCCGGUGGCGUUGCUUGAACCGGGGAAGGGUCAAGAUGCUGUUUAUGCUAUUUAGCCAGAUUUGUGUGUGCUUCACUGUCUCGAGCAAUGUUGGAGUAAUGUGACCUUCAUAGGGAGAUUAAAAUAUGUUGCAGGCGUGCAUUGAUUUUCGGGCUGGCCUCUGGUAUUUAUGGACUCAGCCAGAGCAUAAAUAUUGAUACUGGCUCUCCUGGAGGAAGAUCUGACUCUGUGUGUUUGUGUGCUCAUGCUCCAGCUGAGAUAAGUAUGAAGAGAUGGUACCUGAUAAAGACCAAUGAUUUGUAGCUCUUGUGUUUUGAUAACCUAAAUCUGCUUGUGACCCAGCAGCAGCUUAAUAAGGUCAUUCCCAUUAUGUGGUAGCUAAUUACAAAGUCUGUCAUAGGAGUCCCCAAGCUGCACUCUCAAGUAAAAGAGCAGUUUAAAGGGAUACUUCACACCAAAACAAGAUUAAAAGCUGUUUCUAUCACCCAGAGAGCUGUUCAGUAACAUUUCAUAAUAGUUUUUGUUAUUUGUCAGCAUUUUUGGCCUUGUUAAGAGUGUCAUUAUCUAUCUUUUUCAAACCGAUCGCUCUCUAAUUUUUGCCUUUUGGUGUUUCCCACAGGAAAGGAGUAAAUUUUGAAAAGAUAAAUUACCUUUUGAGUAGCCAAGGAUACAUAAUUUUACCAUUUCAACCAUGCUUCUUUCUGGUUUUGUGGAAGUUGCUAGUUCAGCAUUUUCCAAAAACCCAGAAAUCAGUGAAGUAGGGUGACCAUUCGUACUCUUUUACCCGGACAUGUCCUCUCUUUGGGGGCUAUCUGGGGGAGUUUAUAAAAUCCUUCAAAUGUCCAAGGUUUUGUAUGGAAGUUUUGAGUUUGUGUCGCGUGGACUUACUGAGUUUGAAGUGCGUGAAAAACACUCGAUCCGACCCAAAAAACUCUCAAAAUUAACUACACACGACUCUGUUAUUCCGCCCCCGCGUAAUCGGGUCCUCUUUUUGGGGAUUCAGAAUAUGGUCACCCUAAGUAAAGUUUGCACUUACCAGUUCUGCUCUUGAGUCUCCUAUGGCAUAGAGUUGCAGCAUUCAAAUCAAAUAGAUACGUUUUGUAAUGAAGAUUUUCAAUAAAAUUGAAUUGUCAGCCAACAUGUUCAAGCUACAUCAGCUGAAUUGUGUGAAAAGUUGCUUGUUUGGAUGGCUGAACUAUUCACUUUUCAAUCUGUCAUCACUACAGCACCAUAUUUUUUAUCAAAAUGUCCCAAAACUUCAGCGCUGAUGGACUCUGGCAGGAACCAGCUGAGUAAAACUGUACAAACAGCAGUAAAGUAGGUUGGUGCUGAACAUGAGACGUCCUGCCUCAAUGAGCGAAUUAACAAGAAGGAUGUUCUAGACGGCUUCUCUCUCGCUCUUUCUCUGAUUACCUGCAGAGCUUGUGUGCAGGUGCUUCACGUGACACAGAAACAAGGUGAAGUUCAUGUGUGAGAAACGCUGCCUGUACUUGAAAACUAACUGAGCCUUGUGAUAAUACAAAACAAUAGUGAUGAUUAAGUGCAUUAUGUUAUCAGCCAGAUGUUAAUUACACUCUUUUUUGUCUCAUGCCUUUUAUCCUUUUCCUUUUGUUUAUCAGAGAUGCAUAUUUGCGGAGGGCUUCGGCGGCUUUAUUUUGACAUCUUUGUGCGAUUAUAAGUCAUCAGGAGGUGUGUGACUUUGUUCAGUCUGGUGCCUUUUAAUUGGAUUGGCGCCUGGGUGGAAUUAAAGGCCAGCUAUGGCUGCCAGCGUUUCUCAUCCAGGCAGAGGGGCUGACUGAUAAGCUGGCCACUCACAGUGUCACAAGAGUUGGGAUCAGCUCUGUCUGUGUCUGGAGUGCAGUUAUUGUAUCCUGCUAUAACCCUCUCUUGCUUCCUUAAAUUGCUCCCGUGUCUCAGCUGGGAAUGCUUGUUCAUCAGAGCGUUUUGUUCAGCGGUUGAGGGUUUUUUUCCUUUUUUUUCCGAGCUCGUUGUUGAAGUUCAGACUCCUGCCUCUUGCUGCUUUUGUAAGUGUGCACUCUUUGGGGUUUUGUUUUAAGGAGGCACUUUGGGAUGAGUAUGAGAGGCAAGUGGUCCUGACAGUGACUUCAAUGACUCCCACAGCUGACAUGACUUUUCGCCCAACGAGUUCACAGAAAGGUUAUUUUCUGGGUCGUUUACUUGGAUUACGUCUCUCCCCCUCUUUUUUUCGCCGUCUUUAUCGCUCUUUGCUGAAAUGAGAACCUCAAAGCUCCGGAAAGUCGUCUGAAUGCGGCGAUUAGACAGAAACAGUGAAAAAAACCUCCUCUGUAAAUUGUAUAUUUUCUCCACAUUCAAAAAAAGACAGCAGGCAGCCAAUCUCUUACUCCCAAAACAGAAUCUAAAUGUAGUGUGUGUGCACACUUUUAGCGUAGUCUGUCUGACAGAGUCUCACAGAGCAAAAUAUGGCACCAAGCCACUUAGCAGGGACUGAAUAUUUUACUCUUGGCCCUCAGAGAGUAAAAACAGAGCAGAAAAUGGCCUGGAGUGAAAAAUACCUGUUUACAUGACCAGAAAAAGCUCUUUCUUACCACUGCUGAAUAAACAAACAGUGUUUUCCCUCUUGAACCUUUAGCUCGUAUUAAUUUAGUGUGUCAGACGUAUUGCUUAUCAGUAGGAGUCUGUGCUGGCGGGUUAUUGGGUGAUUGGAGCGAUCACAGCACACAGUAACUUAAUCAGCAGGCUUGGAUAGCAGCACGGACUUCAGCUGAACUUCCAGAUCAAGUUGCAGACACGCACUGCAAUUUUAAAACUCGGUUAGUCGGUCCAUCUGCCUUCCGCUGGCAUAGACAGACUGGUGGAGACAGAAACCUGCAGCUUGGCUUCUGCCUGUGCGGAUAUGAGGGAACUCGUCUUUAAGGCUUGUGCGGUCUCUGUUUGGGGGAAGGUAAGACCAAGCCAGAAAAGAAGAACCAAAACCAGAGAGUCAGGGGAAAGUUCAGGGACAGGUAGACAGAAUACUGUCUGUUUGAUGUUUCCCAAGCGGGGACAGGUAGUCAAUCUUUGUCGGUCGAAAAUGUCUUUGGAUCAGCCUUGUUUUUUUUUUUAACAAUGAAGCUUCAGAGAAUCCUCAAAUCUGUGAAAAUGAAAAACGAUCUUUUUUAGUAAAGUGUUUUUUAAAUAGAGAUGAAUAUUUCCUCGAUGAAAGGUGCUUUUGAUCAAAAUUCUCUUUGAAAUGUGGUUUGGAUAGUUUGGAUUUUUUUAAAUAUCAGUUUUGAAUUUGUUUGAGUUUCGAAAUAAAUGGAGUUAUAUUUGCAGAAACUCAGUCAGAGGGUGUUAUUGUUUUGAGACAGUCCUUCAGGAAUAUUCCUGUCUGGAGAAGUUUCUAGAAACAAGCAUUAAUACUUUAAGACACAAUCUCCUGGAUAUCAGUCUCACUUAAUUCUUUCUUAUCAUUAGCGCUCAUGAUAUUCAGGAUGUGUUUUGCAUUUUAGUAGAUUUUGUGCUAAUGAGUCGGGCUUCAACAGGAGUCUGGUUUCUCUCUCUGUCAGCAGCAGCUCCUCAUAUUCAUAUUCAGGAUGCUGCACCCGAGGUUAUUUGACUUUUUUUAGGCUAAAGCUUAAUCUUACUUAAUCUUAAAGAUUUUCAGUUAUAUAAAUGUCUGUUAAGCCACUCUCUUUUCCUGAAUGAGUAAACACAAUGGUGGUUGAGUCAGUGGCUCUCAUCUGAAAGUCUCUGCGUUUACAUGUUCGGGGUGAGGAGGUGACAUUCUCAGGUAAAUCCUCGUCACAGGUGUUUGAGUUUCUUCUCAUACUGCAGACUGCUGCUGGUUUGUCUGGACCUUAAUUUCCCUAGAACUCUGCAGUCAUAUUGUAUUGUAUAUAUACUACUGCUGCACAUCGAUGAAGCAUUGCAUGAACUCACAAAUAGACCAAACUCAUAGUAGGUUUAACUUACAUUAUUUUGAUGUAGAUCGAGACUAGGGCUGGGCGAUAUGGCCUCAAAUCAAUAUCAUGAUAUAUUGAUCAGUUCACCUCGAUAAAGAUAAAUGGACGAUAACUACUCCACAAGCUGCUUAACCCCUCCCACAUUAACUUGGUCUACUUCAGCCGCUACAACCUUUGAACCGUCCUCUAUCUCCUCACCUGUCUUUCCCUCUUUGUUACGGACAUCUCUGAUGUAGGACAGCAUCAUGAGACCAUAGCCUACAUACACACAUCCAAAAUUAACUUUCCUUUAUCUAUUUUUUGACACAGAAUAUACCAAUAUGUGCAAAAUGAUGUGAAUUAUUAUCGUAAAUUUCAGAAUCAGUAAAUUUUCGUUUUAUCACCCAGCCCUAUUUGUUUGUCUCUUCCACCGGUUGUGCAUCUGCGUUCUCCUCCCCUAUUCUUGUCUGCGUCCAUGUCGGUCACUCUUCCCUGUGUGCUGGUUAGUUGUAACCAUACAAACACACGCUGUCAGAGCAGCUGACGGGUCUGACCAUACAGACUCCAAACAACCAGAUGACAGUUUGUAAGGUUUACAUACAUGCACUAAACUUAAUUGAAAUUGUGGCCUCUUAUAUGUUUAUGUAAUUUCACCUUCUCAAAUCCCAAAUGCAGUUAGAUAAAUUCUGCAGCACUAGUAUAGAGUAAUCUUCUAUGUAAAAGCUUUUCACUAAAUGAGAGCAACAGCUCACUGUGUCACUGGUUGAUUAAUUUAUGCCUAAUUAACUGUCAGAGCAGUUGUUAAUUGUAGCUCCAACAUACAGAUGAAGUGUUGAAACUUAGAGUAAGGCUACAGCUCAGUUCUCUGAGUCUGUGGUUUCUAUCCUUCUGAACACGUUGUCUCAAAAAAAGCCUGAAGAAAAUCAUCUUUAAAUUUGGCAUAAACCCCUCACGUGGAUCCACAGAUGGACUGAUUACAAUGUGGAGGCCAAAGGUCCUGUUUUUAAAAUUUUUUUAAUCCCUUCGAGAAAAUGACACCAUCUGUGAUCCAUAAGGGGAGGAUUUCUCCGAGCUCCUCCUCUCGUGUAUUUGUUCAGUCUGCUGUCGCCAAAAUGGCUCAACAGAGGAAGAAGACCGUGACGUUCUGUACCUCCUGUUUGGUUUUAAACUUGAUGUAUUUUCUUGUCUGGUUUCAGUUUAGUUUUCAUUGACGCUCAGCUUGAUGUUUUCUGUCAUACAGUGUGAUCCGCUGCGGUGCGUGCAGGCCCGUCUUCAUUACAGUAACACAAACCACCGUUGGAAAGUUACUCAUUAUUAUUAAAACAUUAAGCUCAGGCUUUGGUGUCUGAUGCUCUGAUCAUUCAAUAGGCUGCACUGGAGCUGUGCCCAUGUGUCGUUGCAUAACACCCACAUAGCAUACGGGUAUGCAUUUACCAGCUGGGAGUGUGCCGCCUGCUGUUGCUUGAUAACCGGUGGAUUUGGAUCCUUUUAAAGAGGCAGGCAGGGCGUUCGGCACAUCCUUGCUGCAUUGCUGCCAUAAGCACAGCUUUGGACUUAAAGAAUGCCUCUCCCCUCUUUCUCUCUCUGCACUGAUGAUGACUCACACUCUAACACACCCUGCAGAAAUCUCCCCUCAUGCACCCGAGAGAGAGAGAGAGAGGGAUGUGUUCCUCUGCACAGCUCUAACAAACAUUAUACUGGUUCAUGUGUCCUGAUCUGUCUGCUCCUUUACUGAAAUACCUGGACUCAUCAGUAUUCCCUCCUCUUCCUUGCACGAACCAUACAGCUGGUGUUUUUGAACUACCAGGCCCCUGAGUGUAUUUCGCAUUCAUUCAGGCAGCUGAUUCUCUUAUCUGCAACCAAGGGUCUCUGGGAGUGCAUUUAUAUUCACUGGAUGCGUUUAAUACCUCUUAAAAGUAGCUCAGUACCUGAGAAAGCCAACAUUUGAGGUCGUUAUUUUGAGCAGAUGGAGUCAAGCGUCAGAUCAAAGCAGAGCAAACAAUGCAUCCAGAGAGAGUCUGUGGCAAAGGUGCCAUUUAUAGAUUCUUCUUGUGAUCCUCUCACUGUAGGCCGCCCUCCAGUGAGCGAGCUAACAUUGUGUGACAUUUGCAGUGAUGCUGAAGUCCAGCCUGCACGUGCUGCAGCGCCGUAGGUCCGCUGCCCUCAGGCUUCCGCUUCUCUGGAAAUAGAAAAAGAGCAAAGAGACCGAGCGUGAUUAAUGGCCAUAUAUGUGCAGCAGAAAGCACAACAAGCCUGUCUGCCGCCCUUUCCCAACACACAGCCCCACAGGCUGAAAAUUACAUAACAGAUCUGCAAAGUUGCUCAUGCUGAUUCUUAAUUACUUUGCUUUGUUUACGGUUUGUGACUUGGGCUGCGUGGCGUUGCCUGUCAGGUGGGAUUGUGGUCUCACUGAGACACGGACCCUCUUCGAUUUUAAGAGUUUUUUUUUAACAUCAGGUGUCUCUCCAGUUGCGUGCCCCCAGGUUCUGCUCUCAGGGCUGACUUUAGAAGCUGUGUUUUAUCCCAUCCAGAUUUGACUGACACGCUGCUUUUUUCUAUUAAGGAUGUGCUAUUUUUAGCACACUGUGUCAAAACACAGUUGUCUCACCCUGUGUAUGUAUGUGCUCACUGAAAUAACCUCCCUUCCCCAGAAGGCUCGAGUGGUCUCUUCAGCUACAUGUGCUGUAGCACUGUUUGCCGUGCUUCACACUGCAUGCAGCCCCAUUACGCAACCCUGUGCAUCAGCCGAGGGCCACCGGGCCAGAGUGCAGCCAGCAACCAAUCUCCUCCUUCUUUUCUCUCUCCAUUUAUUUGGUUUAUUUUUCUGUGUCUCUCUCUUCAUCCUCGCCUGUUCUUCUUUUCCUAAACCUUAUGUUUAAAGUCAGGAGAAAGUACGCUGCACUCAGUCGCCCAAAUUACAGCACAGUCUGGUUUUCAGGAGUCUGUAAAAGCUGUGGAUUCUGCUUGCAUGCAGCGCACUUCUCUUUGGGUGUGCUGGAGUGUGAAGGCAGGUCAGACAGGCCAACAGAAGAAGAGAGGAUGAUCUGCCCUUUGUUGUCAGUGGGCUUCCUGUGUGCGCCGUCUCAUCUUAAUGCAAACCAGAGGGUUGUUGUUUUUUCAGAAUUACUGGACCUCUUCACGGAUAGUCCGCCAAACCCUCGCACUUGUUCCAUCUGCCGUAUUAGACUUGGCUGUGCAUCGAAUUCCUUAUGUACCAUGUAGUUUUAAAGACAUGCAACAUGCAGAUCAUGUUACAAUCACUGUGGCUGUCAACUGUUGCUGAGGCAGAUUCUAUUAGAGAGGAGAAGAAGUGAUUUUUCUCAAUGCACACACAAGCAAGAGAGCAUUGUUGAAUGUGGGUUGAUUUAAAUAAUACAAUUAGUACUAAAGCAAACAUGAUUUGUGAGUAUCAAAUAGUUUCAGAGCAAAUGUCUGAUAAUACAGCUGCAGCACUGAUGGUGUAAAUACACGCUGUCAUAAUUGAAAUCAUCUUCUAAUAAGUAAAAGUUCUGAAAUAUUUAUUGAAGCCUUUAAUUAAGUACAAUAAUUACUGCUGCUCGUGAAUUGAUUCAUUUAUUAGCCGACAGAGGAGACUCCACUCUUUUGUAGUAUUUUGGAUUUAAAGCAAAUUUUUUGGGGUGGAUUGUGAAGAGACUGUAUGAUGGGCUUAUUUAGGCUAUGCUCAUGUUGAUUGUCUAGUGAGUUUGGGGAUCAAUUAACCUCGUCCUCUUCUUCUAUAUUCUAUCUAGAUUCAAUCUGAGGAAUCUUAUUCUGCUAAAACAUGGUUAUACAGUCAGAUUUGAUCAUCCGUUGGUGUGAAAUACAGAUUGAUUUAUCAGCUAUUAGACAAAACUAGUCUUUGUCUUACAGUUUUUUUCAGGUUUCUAUCCAAAAGAAAUGCAGUUCUUCUGUUUGACACUACAGGUUUCAUCCCUUUUUUUUUAUAAGUCUAUGGACACCAGUCACAAAUGUAGGUGGAAAUAAGAUGUUAGAGGUUUUAGAUGGUAGAUUGCUUGUUUAAGGUGAUCUCCUUCACUUCUGCUGUCUGCAUGAUAAUGUUUUCAAAAUCUCUAUCGCUAAGUGAAAAGACUACUGACCUACCAGUACACCACAAGAUUUGGCUCCUUCAGUAUUUGAUUUAUGGUUAAAUCGGACAUGUCCUUUAGGUUUUAUGGUGCUUUUUCAGGGGGGACAGGGCUGUUUUAAUACCGGUGCUCUUCUCCCCCGUUUACAAAUACUUGACCAAAACUAUUGACCUCAUCACUUUGUUAUAAGAUGUAGUCUCCAAAGUAGAAACCGUCCUCUCCCAAAGAGUCCGAUGAGUUUUCAAAUCCUAAGAGUUGUUGUAUUAGUACUCUCUGAACCCUAAUUCUGCGUUUUAAGCAGUGUGAACACAGGACUUGAUGGCUGAUAUUACAAGUAAAUUAUGCUUGAUAAAUUAAAAGGACAUUAUGUUCCAUUUGAGUCCACUCAGUGUGUCCAGAGUCUGUCUGCUGUGACUUCUCAGGCUAACCCAACCUCAGAUAUCAACAUUUGGCUGAGACUCUAUUAAGGUGUUAAAUGAGCCAGAAGCAGAUAUUUGAAGAAAUUCGGAGUUUUAAUUAAAUGGAAUGAGAUAUUAGAGAAGUUGUGUUGACCCUGUCACACUCUUUUUAACACUCAAAACCACACACACGCAGACACACACGGGGUCCUAUUUUAUCCUUUCUGUUGCCUUAUUUUCAAAGAGGAAGACAUGCUUUAUGAUAAAACAAUCCACAUGAGAGCAGUGAGCUUCUGAUGUAACCGUAAUCUAGAUGAGAAACGAAGAAUCUCUGCACAUGAAAGUUUGAACCACUGAGCAUGAGGAGGUAAAAAAAAAAAUCCCAAACAGCACUUCUUCAGUUUAACAUCAAAACAUUUGCUUUGUCUGCACAAAUGCCAGGAACUAUUUAGAGCAGCACAACAUCUGCAGAAGAGCUCUCUGAGGAGAGAUGUGAGGAGUGUCCCAGUGUUCAAACAGAAGAAGAAUGGGGCUUAUUUGUGUCCUGGUGGAGAAGCCAUUACUUUAGAUUUAUGCUGUAGGCCUCUUAUGACCCAAUAUAUAGGGCUUAAUAAUGCAGUUUACCCAGCAAGGCCAUCUCAAGUUGUUUCACGUAGCUGUCACUGUAACGACGUUAGGAAAUUCAAGAAUUGAUGCCAAAUAAAUGCAGCGUGAUUAAAACAUUUCAAACAAUCUAAAGUCUCAUUUAUGCUCGCCAUCUGUAUGAAAAUAUAGGCGUCCGUUUCAAACGAUGGUUCCGUCACUGCCCACAUACUUCCAUGUGUCCUUUACAUUGGCAUGGAUGUUAACCAUUACAUCCACCAGGAGGCAGACCGGAGUCAAAGGUUUCUGACAGCGACACACAAAAAGAAUAUAUUUCGCACAGAAACUAAGGCAGCGUUGGAGGAGGCGGCGGUCGCUCAGACCUCUAAAUAACUUGCGGUUGGUGGACAGAGAGUUCUUUCCUCAAGUAGUAUCGAUGAGAGAAAUUGAUGAUUUGCUUCUUCGUUUUUCUGUAGCGAUGCGUAUUGGUUAGUGACAGCAGCAACACUGCCCCCACAGUUUCUGGUGGUACUGCUCCGUCUGGCCCGUAUCCGUAAACUUCAAGGAUACGUGCCGAAAUACGGCCGAAAAGAACGCGUAGCACGGACGGAGAGCUCUGUCCGUAUCCGGAUCUGUCAGUAACGCUGAACAUAAAUGAGCCUUAAAAUAAAGAGUUCAACAUUAAGGUGUAGCUGUAAAACUCCAUCUUCAUAUCAAGCAUUAACUGUGAUCAGCAGACACACACUUGAUUCAGAUGUGUGAAACAAAACAGUAGUGACAGCAAGAUGCAUCCAAGAUUACAUGUUGGACAUAAAACAUCUUGUUAUGUGACUUUUGAUUUAUUAUUCUAGUCCACUUUGUUUUUCAUGCUGCUUCAAUAUUUCCUAGUUUUGUUUGUUCUGCUGCAGUAGCAGAGUAGAACACUUUAGUGAAGAUUCUACCAUGCUGUCUAAUAGUUCAGGGUUUGGACACAGCACAAAAUGAGCCAUCUAUUUGUAGAGCUUCUGCGAAUCAAUACUUUAUCCUUCAACAUUGUGUUUCCCCGUACUCAAGUGUUUUGAUGUUUUCUUAAAUCUGUUGUUUGCUGCUCGUUGAAAUGACACGUCUGUUUGGACUCGUAAAGCGCUGUAGCUGUGUCAUUGUAAGAAGACUCUGAAAAAAAGGCUUUAGAUUAUGUACCAGGAGUCUGAAGCACUGGCUGUGUUCCCUCGAAACCAGUAUCACGCAGCCAGUGCUGAGAGGAGGCAGGUGAAAUUGAGGUUCCUUUUGUUGAACCGCUCUCUCUGGCAUACACUUGUUGUUACAUUGCCCUAAGUCAUGUCUGCUCCCAGUUUCCAGGUAUAUGUUGUCACUUCUGUGGCAGGAGGGUUGUAAUUAAGGUUGCCAUCCAGACACUGAGGUGUUUUUUUUACCGAUGUUGUUUGAUGAAUAUAGGAAGAAUAAUAACCAACCCUCACUGUCUGCCACCCACUCCUCUGAGUCAAUUUCUUCAAAGCAAAAACACAAAAUUGGAGUCCUUUUCUGUCCUGAAGGCUCAAAUUGGAGUUCAUAGUGAUAGAAAUGGAGAGUCCAAUGAUUGACAGGUUGGAGUGUUGUUUUUCUGCUGUUUAUCCUCUCCCCAGUGUGUGGGAAUCAAAGUCCUGACAGCCGCGCUCUGAUUUCUGGAUGAGGACCAGCGAGCAUAUUGACGAUGGAGCCUUGUGCAGCAGCAGCCGUCUACUCAGGGCGGUUGUUUAUAUGCUAAUGCUGGACUCUGUCACUCCUGCGUGACCGACUCACUUUCUGUUAUUCUGCAGGUCGUGCUCAGCAUACUCGAUUUUAAUCUUAACCCUCAUUCAGUUUGACAAAAAUGUCACCUGUGAUGAUCUUUGUCUGGCGCAUCUAUGAAUUUACUUCUAUCUUUAGUGUCCCAGCGAAAGGACUUUGAAUGCAGAAUUUAAUUCACUGUGACUUGUGGGAAGCCACAGGCCUGAAACAAAAUUAGUUUCAGACGUACAGUCCUCAUUUACCCCCGAGUUAAAGGGCUCUCCUCUUUACAAAUAAGUCAUUUGUUCUCAGUCGAGCCUUAGCAGAGACUUCUCCUUCAUUUUCAAAUACUACCAACGGUCUGUGGGUGUAGAUGAGAGCUUGUGUGGGCAUUUUCUGCUCCACUCCAUUUGCCACAGCCCUUGUGUUUUUAUAGCCAAAAUAUAUAUAUACUGUAUAAUACUGACCCAAAUUUAGGACGACCCCAUUUGACAGUUAACUUGUCCUACUAAUUUGAUACUUGACUGCGGUCACAUUGUCUCAUUAUGUCCUCACUAUAGCUUUGAGUGUGUUUGAUCCCAGUUAUAAAGGGUACACCCACUUAAUAGAUAGGUGGCACCAUCACCACCAGAGCAAUUAACUCUGAUGAUAGUCAUGCAAAUACAUACAAACAUUGAAUCAUACUCAUGCCAGAAUCAGCAUUUCACAAACUCUAAGACUGUUUACUGAACAUUAACUUUACAUUUUAAGUGUAGUACUCAUAAAAACGUGAAUUUUAACAUGAAGAUGAAAAUAAUUCAUACAUAAAUAGGACAGAAAAAAACAGACCAGCUGGUUCUGGCACUCAUUGUUUGUGCGUGUGUUGUCUGUUGUCUCUCGUCUGUUUGUCUUUGCUUUUCUAACAGAUUUUUUUGCAAAAAUAACGACGAUAAUCGAGCUGAAUCAAAUAUGCAAAAGCUGUUGUUAUUUAGUUUUUCCAUCUGACCACUUGUUUGAUUUGGCACUUGGACGCGGCGGACAGCGAGUCCCCGUUCAGGUAAUGACCAGUAAUUGAGCGUCCUGUUAAUUGGCAGUGAUGGGCCGAGAGUCCCUCCCAGAUGGGAGGUAAAGGCUUCUGUUUCUGCCACGAUUGAGCCAGACUCCUGUGAGGGUGAGAGCCUCACUCUUUAUCUCCUCCUGGGCACCACCUGUCUCCCAUUACUGGACACAGGAUCUCUUCACCACCAUCCCAAUGUGAAAACUCCUCACAUCUUACUCAGUCUCAUUUUACUGCGAGGCCAAAAGCCAAGUCUGACACCUCAUAACAGUCAUUUCACAGACGGACAUCAUUUCCAACGUAGACGAUUUAGAGCAGCUGAUCCUCCAGACCAGACAGAGGAUGACCUUCCUCUCCAUUUUCAUCUUUCUCUGGUAUUAGAGAUCCAUUAAUGGACACCUCUGUGGGGCCGUGCUGACAGCAGCUCCUGGCAAGCAUCAAGGACUGGGCAGAAGGAGGGAAGUUUAAGCCUGAUGCUCAGCUGAUGAUAGAGGGAAACGACUUCCUCUCUGCCUUAAAUUAGAAAAAAAAAAAUCCAGUCUGAAAACACAGGCAAGCUUGUGUGUGUGCUUACAGCAGGAUUACACAACCUGUAUUUCAGCAGCUCUAACUUUGCUCUCCUUUGUCAAAGGAUACAAAAGUUAUGGGGCUCUCAUUAUAUUGGUUUUGCAAUCUGGAGAGCAGACUAAUUGGUCACCAGCUGUUGAAAUGUAGCUAAUGAACAUUAAGGCAGUGGAGAACGGUUCCCUGCUUCGCAUACAGCUCCUCCCUGCAGGAUGGAGCAGCAUAUGUCUGUGGCUCUGGCCCAGGAUCAAAGCGGGAGACGAGCCACCUCAGCUGGUGACGGCACCUUCGCCUGUAACAGUCUGAGCAUUAACUAUAUGGGGCAGGAAGACGGAUAAAAUAGAACCAGUCAGUGUUUAAUUUGCAUGAUAAGGCUUUUUUUUAAACUAUCAGAGUUCUUCCUGGUUGCCAAACACAGUCUAUCUGGCAACGAGCUGAAAUAUAUACCUGAAAUUCCCCUUUGGAUCAAUAAAGCAUCUAUCUGUUUACUCAAGUCUGCUGUGCCAAUGUUAUCAAUAAAGAAGCAUCAACUCAGAGACACAGAGGGUUAUCCAAUAUGUACGAGUGCUCCUGUGAUUGAUCAUUUAUUUCAGGACUGACAGGUGAAGAUACAAAUAUUGGACAUAACCCAAAGCUAAACAGCUCAGUGUUUGCCAAAAGCUGCACUCCUGUGUUUCUGAAAUAUCACGGUGUAUCUAUACCACAUAAUUAUCCAUCUCAAUCCUUCUCAACAUUUCAUGGGUCACUGAUUUUGCAUCAGCUGUGCCAUCAGGAUAACACUGGAUAAGAACAAAUAGGACAGCAUGUAAUAUUUCGUGCUUUAAUCAGCUUAUCCGGUUAGGGCCUACAAACAAGCGGACAAACAAGCAGCCCGGUUCGAUGUGAAUUAAUUUGAUCGUGGCAGGUCUGUAAGAUUCUCCGUCUCUGUCGGCUCUCCAGUGAGAGCCACAGAUGUGAGAGCACAACUCCCUGUAGACACAAAGUGAGUGAUUCUGGCAAAGUCACGGCUGCAUGAAAGGAAAGACGACUCCUCACUUUACUUAAGAUAGUGUAUAUAUAGAAAAAUAUAUAUGUUGUUUUUUCUGUCUUUGUUCAGAUCUGUAAAAUUUAUCCUGCUAGUGAUAUUUAAGAAAUUAUAGCAUGUAGAUUUAUACUAAAUUUUAAGUAUAUUGAAUACCUGUCAGACAACAUUUGAUAAUAAAUAGUGCCGAAUUUAGGUGCUUUUAUUUUGAAAAGGUGAUGGCAACGUCACCCCUGGGAGAUCCAAAAUUGCAUAAAUCGCAUUAAAUAAUUGGUCUCAUCUCAGAUCCAUUUCAUUAGAGGUUCAUUUACCUUGACUGGUAAAUGAAUGUAAAUUAUCACACAUCUGUACUAAUUGGAUAAGAUUUAAAAAUGUAUAAAUUAUCCCACAUCUCUAAGAUUAGAAUAUAGUUCAGUGAUUUUUUUUAGCUUUGACAACAGUGGGAACAACAGGGAGCCAGUUAAUAGAUCUCUUAAUAAAUGAUCAUAACAGACAAAAAUGAGGAAAGCACUUUUGUUUUCAUGUUUACAGAUGAGUCAGAGGUUCACAUUUAACCCAAGAUAACUAUUGGAACAACUUUUCUAUUUGAAUCACUUAAUUACAGUCUGCCGUGCCAAGUCCUGCUCUCUCACUGUGCCGGUUUCUGCUGCCAACAGGCUGCUUAUAAGAAUUAAAAGUGGCCUCUACAGUUUUUAUUGUGUCUGCUGCGCCCAACAAGUACCUUGAUUUUCAGUGUGUGUGCAGUUAUCUGGUAUUAGUGGGUCUGGCUUCAUUUGCACUUGUGUUUGCUGCCCUGCUCGGUCUCUAAUGUUGACACUCCCUCCUGAGGGUUCAGUUCUCAGUCUGAGGACAGGCCAUCAGAGCUCAUCUACCUACACAGCUACAGGCUGCUAACAUGAGACUGAGCCGGCUGUGUCACAGUCCUGUGUAUCUGCCAUCUGGGCUCUUCAAUCAGUCCAACUGAGUCAUCUCCUGCAUGUUUCAGAAUUUGUCAAGCCCUGUUUACUAAUUUAAAGAUAUUUAUUCGAGUAAUUAUCCUGGUGCUAAACUCUGAGUUUGUACCUUUAAGGAUUAAGGAUGUUUGUGUCUACAGGAAACCUUAGCUGUGAGAUGAGCCUCGUUCUGUAGUGAUUCAUGGACGGUACUGACCAUCUUUUUCUGAAAUAGCAGCUUGAGGGAUAUUUUGGUCACUACAGCAUUCGUUUUUUCAUGCUUGCUAGUUUAUUUAUACUUUGCAGUAUUUGUCCAAGUAGGAUUGCGUUGCUCUUACUGCAAAGCUGGCCAAAAGGGAUGGAUUUUGCACAGACUGUUCAGAAAAAAAAAAAGAUUUUUUGAAGUGUUUUUCCUGGUAGUCAUCGAAGAAAUGAGCUCCUUCUGAGAAAGUGCCUUGGAUUAGGAAAUGAAGGUCAUUUUAUUGACUGGGAGACGAGAUCUGUUUCUCUUCUCUAUGACAAAUGCCAUCAUACAAAAACAUGUUGGAGGAUUAUAUGAAGUGCAAUACACAUUAUACUGUCUCAAGAUAUAUCUGCAUUAGGGCUGAAACGAUUACUCGAGUAACUCGAGUAACUCGAUUAAUAAAAUUCCUCGAGGCAAAUUAUAUGCCUCGAGGAAUCGUGCUCUUUCCGCUCCUUCCGCUGCCGCGCGUUUGGUUCAAUCAUGGAGGGAAACGAGGACAGACAGAAGCUGUGUCCGAAAUGGCAUACUGCCUGCUAUCUACUUACCUACUCAAGCAGUAGCUACUGCCUACUGACUACUCAAAGAUGAUUUGAGUAUGCCGCGGCUGCCCGAGCGUUUACACACGUACAUACUAAAUACCCCAGAAUGCAUUUCGUGCCGGCCGGACGCAGCGCCGGGAAAAUUUAAAUAGUCCUACCACAAGCUACAUAGAACGACUGCAUACCGGACAAAUUAUAUAAAUUCAUUCAAUAAUAAUAUUUUUUCUAGCGAGAAAGUAAGUGUUUACAUCACGAUUAUGAGCCCAGUUGUUUGAAAUAGUGGCUGUUUGUAAAUUUGUCUCGGCGUUUUCGGAGACCGAAGCGUCCACUUGGUCGGUGUUUGCGUCUAUUUACCGUAAACACCGGGCAGCAGCAGCUCCCCCUUCACGUUUCCAAAUUAUUGCGAAGUGUUUUCAUAAUCAACAUCUACACGACACAAACCGGGCGGCAGUGGAUGAAAAAAAUCACACAAACAUCCGUGUAUCCAUGGUGAUAAUGCUAUACACCACCUGCUAGGCGUGUGAUGAGCAGCACAGGGCUGCAAAAUGACCAACACACAACAACAUGUAAAUAAAAAUGUAACACUUUUAUAUAUUGAAUAAAUGUACAUUUGCUUGUCAAAUUAUGUUAGUAUCCAAGAAUUAUAUUAUUUCAGCCUAUUAAUUAAACAAGUAAAAUUAGAUCCAAAGCCUGGAAAUAGUUGUGACUGGUUUAGUGAAAACUGCAAAGAUCAUUACCAUAGCAAUUAAAAGACCAUCUGCAGACCUUGCCUUCAGUAGUUUCAUGUGAACUACAUGGUAAAAUGUAAAACUUUUGGUUCCUGAUUUAUGCAGUAAAAAUAUUCAUUUGAAAGACCUGGCCUAUUUCAGUUUUGUGUGUUACUGAUGGUUUUUAAUGAGGCAAACGUGAUUCAAUGCAAAGUAUUACAGUGAGAGCAAAACAUUUCUUAUCCGAUUACUCGAUUAAUCGACAGAUUAAUCGAUAGAGUACUCGAUUACUAAAAUAAUCGAUAGCUGCAGCCCUAAUCUGCAUUAUUUCAAAACAAUGCAAAAUAAAAAUAUUGAGUUUGCUAAGACCCACCUUAAAAGUCCAGUUUCUCCCACACAUAAAUGAUACCUGAGAAAAAUAUUUUCAGCCGCCCAAGUGUGAAAGUGUUACCACCAACCAGUAUAAGAUUUGUUCUUGCUAGGGCUGGGCGAUAUGUCCUCAAAUCAGUAUCACAAUGUAUUGAGCAGUUCACCUUGAUAACGAUAAACGGAUGAUAACUACUUCACAAGCUGCUCAUCCCCUACCACAUAACUGCGAUAUGGGCAAAAUGAUGUUGGUUAUUGUUGUAAGUUUCAGUAUCAGUAAAUUUUUGGUUUAUCACCCAGCCCUAGUUCUUUCUUUUAAGUAUUUUUAUUGAUAAUGGUAUAACAUCUGCUGUCACUCUCCACCCCUGACAACUGAUAACCUGCAGUAACUGUGACAUGCUCAAGAGAGAUGUCUGUGAUUGAGUCUGUUAAUGCACUGACUGAGGACCUACAUUUCAUGAUAAAUUUGAACCUUCUCACACCGCUGUUAGAAAACUUAUGCACAGCUGCUCCUGUCAUACUUCACAGUUUUCAUACGUCAAUAUCGAGCCUUGUUCACAUCAGGGCUGUCAAUUUUUCAAAAAUCAACUUCAGAUGAAUUUCAAACAUGAAGAGCAAAUGUUCAGAUAUGCUCCAAGUUUUUACUCUAAUCAGAGAUGGCCUUGAACGGUUGCCAUUGUGCCGCUCAGUGCUGGUGCCUCCUCCUUCACCACUUUGCUUCAUCAACGGCAGCUUUGUACGAAGUUGACAUCCAGUUCUACCUUUGCCUUUUAUUUUUCCAUCCUCGGUGUUGUGAUUGUCCGCUUAGUGCAGCUUUGCUUGACCAUGUCCUCCAUUUUUGUCGAAUAACAUUACUGUAUUAGUUGACCGAGGUCAAGAGUGCACGGAUUGGCCAGGUUACCAUGUGAGUGCUCUCUGCUGGAUUAUAUGGCAAGCUACUUAAGGUGGCCUGAUUCUCUGGUAUACUGUAUUAUUAUGAGUUUGAACGGCUCAGUACAGUCUGAAUAUGAACUUUUACCCCGAACUUCAAAUGAAGAUCUAAAAAAAAAGAUGUUUUGGGGCCUUUUUAGGCUUUUAUUGUUCAAUGGAGGAGGGUGGAUAAAACAUACUAUUUCCAAGAUCAUACCAGUGCGUUUGAAGAAUUUCACAAACACACAACUGUUUGUUUUUUGCACAUUUUUGAGUAAAUACUGAGAUAUUAUUUGGGUGACCUCUGCCUCGUCCACUUCUUUCACACAGAGCAUUCAGCCCAAGUGUGACUUUGCGACUCUGACAGCUUUAAACUCUCAAGCUCUGUCGCUUUCAGCUUUCUAUUGUGUCCGCAAACACUGCUGCGCUCUACAGUUUGUAAUGAAAAAGAAUAAAACACCGGAUUAACAACACAGUACUUCAUCUUUGUGGUGAAGGGAGUAAAUCCCCAAAGUUUACAGUCCACAUAAAUAUAAAAUAACUUCCUGCCCACACACACACAUAAUGCACCACCCAGCAGUGUGUAAUGUGCGCCUGAUGUUUUGGUUUUCUCCAGACAACAGUCACAAUAAAAGAUCCCUGUUUACGAGGGCAGUCUUUUGUUACAAGGCGUUUAGUGUGUGGCCAUGAGAGAUAGGGGUUACCAUGUGAACUGUCUGCAGGAGCCUCGGCCAGCAAAUGCAGCUGGGGAUGAGUAAGCCCCCGUGUCUGAGUGGGCAGCAGCAGCAGUGGGCUCCCAACAUUUGCUCGGUUGCAGCAGUAAUCAUCAGAUGUUCUCAGUGGACCUUAAGUCAGCGAAAUGGUUUCAGCUGCCGAAACAACAAGAAAAUAAAACCUGUUUACUCCCUCAUCAUAGGCUAAUGCCUCCAUAAUACACUACCCUGUUAUAGGGAUAUGCAGAGAUCCCACAGCAUUGAACAGCCCCUUCCUUAAGGUGUCUGUUGAGACUGCAUGAGUCAUUGUUUAGUUUCCAGUACGGCAAAAAAUCUCAUCUGACAUCUUUGUGUGAGUGCGGUGGGAUUAUCAGAUUUACAGUCCUCUCUCUGGAGCCUUGCUCGUUGAAAUUAGCCCCCCAUCUCAACAACCAAACAUUUUAUCGUAGAGCUCAGUCUGUCCUCGCUUCUGACACUCUCCUUUCUUUGUAGCCCCUGUGAUGUUGGCCUGUUCUCAUACCCCCUUUUCUAUCAUUCAUCAUCAUUCAUUCUCUUCUUCCUCGCCUCGCCCACAGUAUUCCCCCUCCUCACACUUCCCUCCCUCCGUGCUCUUCAGUUGUAGCCUGUGAGACUCAGAAGACAUCAGCAGGCAGGUAGUGUAGCGUUCAGUGGCUCAGUGAGGUCAGACCCCGGUGAUAGUGGCAGCUUCAUUUCUGAUUCUGCAGCGUGCCGAUGCUUGUGAAUCCUGGUGGGGAGAUAGAGUGUUUGAGAGAGAGAGGAAGUAGAAUUAGUCCAGGCUACUCCUUUUGCCUCUGCUGCAUGAUGUUUAAUAUGCCUGAUAGCGGGCGCCUCGCUGAGGUCUUAUACCCCGGACAAAAUGCUGCAGAGCUGAGGAGCUUAGACCAUAAAUCCCGCCUCGAUCCCAUUUUUCAUUUUACCCAUUCUCCCCUCUUAUCCUUUGUAUUCAUAUCUCGGCCUCUAUGCCUGACAUAUCUCACUCAUGAUCGCAGGUUCAUCCACUCUAACUCUCUCUUCACUCCGCUGCUCUUUCCCCUCAGCACUUAAGAUCAUUUCUUUCUCUAUUGCUCUGCAUGUGUGUGGUGACCUCCUGUAAAUCUGUGAUUCAGCAGUCACUCUGCAUGUUUUAAUUCAUACACACGCAUGCAGAAAAAAGCAUGUACUCAUAAACACACUUGCAGGAGGUAGAGGAGUACAGUAUUAGGGGAGUGCAAGCAUCUGUGCCUGCACACACAGAGUUAAGCUGUGGAGGUUAUGUAACUUACUCUGCCAUUUCAAAUGAUUUAAAAUCACAAGCACUUGCUGUGAUGGACUAGACCAGUGUGUGUGUCUGGACUUACAUUAUGUGUAUUGUUCUAUACUGUAUGGUGCUGCUGGUGCUUGGGUGUCGGGUAACAAAGGGGGGAAGCUUUUAAUAAAGACCCCGGCAACUCUCAGCAGUGGUAGUCUUUCCUCCAACUGUCCUAAUGACUGUUUCUUCUGCUGCAGCUCGGCUGAGUAGAGGAAGCAAACCUCAAUAACAAGAACUAUGUGGCAAGACUACACAUAUAUAUAUAUAUAUCUUUGGGAGUGCGAGUGACAUUUUGAGAAGCAACAAAUUAGCUGUUAAGCCGGAGUCUGUGCUCUUGUUAAAGGUGAUGUACAGUUUGUUUUUGUGAGCAGAACUACUCCCGAUAAAAAGUCAAGUGCGUUUUCUCUUUUGGGUGGCCGUCAUUUUUAAGAAAACUCGGCUCUGCUGAAUUGUACCACGAUGUGUGGCUGCGUAUCUCUCUUAAAGGAUUAGCAUACAGUAGUAGCAUAAUUAGCUGUGAAGGUAACCUAAAAGAUUUUGUGAAAAGAACAGAGGCUGCUUUAAAACUCCCCCCGGAGCAAGUCUUACUCCUGUGCAUUUCUGUCUAUGUUUGAUAUCUCCAUCAGAUAUCUGCUUGCAUAGAAUCGCCCCCCAGAAGAAAACGUGUGCAGAUUUUUUGCUCAGCCAUAGGCAGGAUUAUUACCCAUCAUUACGCAUCAUGCAUAUUCAAAACAACUGGGGAUGAAAGACUGAGAGCUAAAGAGACAGAGGGAGAGGGAGAGAGAGUAAUGAGGUUACCCCUGCUUGCCAAAGAUUAUGCAUAGAGCUUUCCCAACUACAAAAGAUCAGAAGACUGAACGCUUAGACGAGGACGGGGAAAGCCUUUCCUGUUAAUUAGUCAUUGCAGAGAGAAUUCUAUAGUAUGUGAACCCGGUGUCUUCAAGACGUUGCUUUGCAUUUAGCUCACAAUGGAGAGUCAGCAACAGUAAAAAUAGAUGAGGUGAAGCUUUCAUGCUCCACAUGUUGAUGUUGUGGUCUCAGAGGGGAGCUCUCCGUGGUGCUGAGCACCAGGAUGGCUGUGUACCGACUGAGCUCACAGCUGAGGCUGCUGGCAUGUUUUCACUGCUUGUGUUGCUUUGCAAAAACCUUUUCUAGCAUCUGUAGCAUAAAUUAGUGCUGGUGAAGCAGAGUGUUAAUUUGGCAGCAGUUUGGGGUUUUAUCUUAGUCUUCAAUCACAAUGAUUAAAUUAGUUUUAGACACAUUUUAGACUUUUUUUGCUCUCUAUACUAGGGGUGUCCAGAUACAACUUUUUUUACUUCCAAUACGAUACCAAUAUUGCAGCCUUCAGUAUCGGCCAAUAUUGAUAUUGAUUCAGUAUUACAUUCUUUUUCAGACUUUAACAAAAGAUACCGCCACAUGGCCAACAUCACUCCUACUCCUCUCUACUUUGUUAAUACCUUAGUACACACUGUUGUUGUGAUUAUGUGGGCUCUGUGUGCUGGAUCAGGGUGCUGCUAGAUAGAAGUACUGAAGCGGAGUCUGAAAUGGACUGCUUGUAUCGGAGUGCUGAUAAUGGAGGUUUUAGAUGUAGGCCGAUAUAAUCUGAUAUUUGUCUUUUUGCUGAUAUCGGACCGAUAUCAAUAUCGUAUCGGGACACCCCUACUCUAUAAUUGUAGUCUACUUUAAAUGGACUGCUCAAACUGUUUGACUCUAGUUUGAUUCAAUAAAAAGUUUAAACAUUUAAGAUAUUAAUUUUACUUAAAAAACGGAUUCGAUUAGCCCGUGAGUAAUGUAAUAUAUUUUUAUUUGUAAAGACCUUGUUUUUGUUAAAGAAAAGAAGGACAUUUAGAGACAUUUGUCAUCAUAAUUUUCAUGAACGAUUUGUUAACGCUGUUAAAGUGAAUGAUAUUCAGCAGUCAAAGCAGGUCUCUUUUUUUUACUGUUUCCUGUUUUUUUCCCUUAUUAAAAGUAGAAAAGCAACUUGCAGCAAACAGCCUCUUUUUGGGGUGCAUAAUGGGAGUGUAUAUGUAAAAAUCCAUCUGAUCAAUAUUGUGAAAUUGUACAGGGUAGGUGGAAAAUACUACCCGCUUGGUUGCUCAAGAAAGAAACAAAAAAACCAAGUCAGCAGAAAAUAUCAUGGCAAUCAAUUCGAUCAUGUGUCAGAUAUUUCACUGGUGGACUGGUCUGGCUCUCCAGCAGAACCAUGUGGACAUCCUCACAGCCAUGCGGCUGGUAUAGCUAACAAUCCAACAAAUGUGUUAAAUGUUAAUGAAAAAGUAAAAGGGCUUAAAGAAGUACUUACUUUGAUUAAUGAUAAUGAAUCAGUGACUGAUUAGAUAGAGUCAAAGGUCACAUAUUCAUUUUCAGAGUCAUUCAUUUCCCAACCUACAGUCUGAUUCUGUAAAAUAAAGCUGCAGUAAAUUGAUACAGAAUGGAAAAUCAACAAAUACUCAUAUUUUGGAUGCUGGAAUUCAUCGCUAAUUACCGACGAUUUGUCAGUUCUCUAAAUUACGGUUAAUCAUCUCUCUUGAAUGGCUUGUAUGUUAAUCACCAAACAGAAGCUGUGAUUAGAAGAUGAAACAUUCUGCCAUUCAACAGAAUAAAGUCCUGCUGCAUGUAGUCAACCAUAAAGGUAAUAUAUGCUGCUGUGAACGCAUCCCUCCUGCAUACAUUUGCAUCAGUGCCAGCGAGGUGAGAAUUCAAGACCAAGCUUAAGGGGAUGGUCCUCCUCAUCUGUCUUCAUCUGCUGUGCAGUAAACGCCUCUUCACUUAAACAGGAGCUCAUUACUCACAGUGGCAGCCAUUUGAAUCUUUUAUCAGAGGGAUUUUUAAUUGAACAUUGGCAAAUGUGCUCCAAACAAAUGGGCCUCAGCAAAGCCUGAGAGCAGAGCGUGCGCGUGCGUGUGUGUGUGUGUGUCUGAUAUGUGUUUGUGUAUGUGUGUCUGAUGUGUGUGUGUGUUGCUGUCUUGUUCUCAAAAUUGUACACAUUUGAUACCAGCCCACGUAAGAGAUGAUGAGCUGUCUGCGGGGGUUCUUCUAUAAUUUUCUCAAAGGAAGUCUGUCAUUAUCAACAUGGUAUUAUUGUAUAAUGUUCAAGCACAGACUUUUCUCUCUCAUUUAUAGAGAUAUCUAAAUACCUUAUUCAACUUCUGCUUUAUGUAGGGCCGGGCAAGAAACUGAAAAUUUACAGAUUCUGAAAUUUACGACAAUAACGACAAUCAUUUGAAAUAAAUAAAUGAAUAAAAGUUAUCCCAUCCAGUCCAUAACAAAGAGGGAAAGACAGGUGAGGAGAUGGAGGACGGUUCAAAAGUUGGAGCAGCUGAAGUAGGUGAAAUUAAUGUGGGAGGGGGUGAGCAGCCUGUGGAGUAGUUAUCGACCAUUUAUCGUUAUCGAGGUGAACUGAUCAAUAUAUCAUGAUAUUGAUUUGAGGACAUAUCACCCAGCCCUAGCUUAUUCUUCUGUUAACUUAUGUUGAAGGUGUUGGACACUUAACAGAAACUUCAGGAACAAACAUUUUCACAAUUAUUAUCAUUCCUAGCUUUAGAAGAAAAACACUUGUAUAAAUCAUCAAAGACUGGAUAAUAUUUAAUUAAUCUGUAGCUGAGAUGAUUCUCAAAUAACUGGAAGAAAUUUAAAAAAAAAUUGAGGCAAAUUCCUGCUAUGAAACAACUAUUAAAUGUAAGCUCUGAAGGUACAUUAAAAUUCUAGAGUAAUAAAUUAAACUGUUUAUAUAAGUGUGCCUUUAGAGACACACUGUCAGCGCCAACCUGCUGCACUGUGAUGGAAAGGGAAAAUUAAAUCUCUGUUAAUAUAAUCAUUUACCAGUGUUGAAGAUGUCCAAACAGUCCACUGUAUGUUUUACUUGUUCUAAUAGUCAUGAAAUACUGCAGCUGUCUUAUGAGUCAUAGAGAUAAAAAACACUCUGUUUUCAUGACUAGUAUUUCUGUGUUUAUUCUCAUGUAAAGCCAACUCAAGCAGCAGAGUCCGCCUUAUCUCUCAGUGUGAGGAAAAUUUCCUCUAAAAUUCAUCCUGAUACGAAUGCCGAUAGGAGUCUUCAUGUCUUCACUAUUUACUUCAACUUUUACUUUAUUCAAUCGUCAAAAAGAUACCAUAUUCCUGUGUGCAAUUUGAGUUUAUUGGUAUCUUGUAAGUACAUUUAGUGAACUUUUUAUUGUAACUGCAGUAGGGGCAAAAAUACAUGUAAUAAAAAUAAAGCCUUCUUAUAAGAUGACCUAAAUGAAUCAGUUAAAUGUAGACCAUUAACUAAACAAUUGUAAACUGUCCGGUCAAGAAGUUGACCCGACUAUAUUCCUGGACAACUUCAGUGAUGAUAAACUUAUUGAACAAACCUCAAAUGGUAGAAAACACUUCUCACAUUUCUUUUCUGCAUAUAUUUAUUUAAUUUUAAGUUUUUUUCUGGGACGUGUCGCCUUUGUUGGAUAGAUGCAGACCCUAACUGCUGGGUUAAUCUACCUUCAUCCUCAUUAUAGAAUCCCAGCCUCAGUCAGCUUCUAUGUCCCUCGUCUGUACAUGUGUGUGAACGUUAAGUCCUUGAAAGGAUAAAAGUUGAACAUGUACAAACAACAUGAGCAGGAUCACUGGUGGAGAUAACAGAUAAGAGGUCAAAGAUUUAAUCAGACCAACUGUCGGUUGCCCUCGGUGAAACGCCUCCGGGUCGUAGAGCUUGAAAGGGUCGAAUCUUUUUCCUCCUCCUUCCGCCCAUCCCAUUCUCUGACCUUACCGCUCGCUCGCUCGCUGUCUCAUUAAAUAUUGUUGGUACUCGUGAGGUCAAGAGGGGGGUUAGGCUGAUGUAGCAGAGCAAACAAGUUUUCCAUCUGAAUGGACUCCAAUAUGUAUCUAAAGUCAAACCGAGCUGUGAGCAUCGAUGUCAUGAAGUGCACAUUCAUGCGUUCUCACAUGCAGCAUGUAGUGUUGUGUACUGUGGGCUUCUGGUGGCUUUACUGAUGCUUAUUUUAGUUCUGCCUGGUGACACGUGGUGCCAUGCUUCCACAUUGUGUGUGUGUGUGUGUGUGCAUGUGGAGCAUACACUGACAGAUACAAUCCUGUUUAACUCUAUACACACUAAUCUUGGAACAUCCAGCUGCACUUUUCACUCCCACCCAUAGCUGAAUGUUGGACGUACACUGAGUGAGAACGAGUUCAUGCUGCUGAUAUAAAGAGGAUCUGGUGGGUGAUGUAACUCUCUGAUGUAGUCUCUACUGUAAGAGCUGUGCAAUAGUUGGCUAUGCAUUCAAUAACUGCCAAUAAAAAUGAUGUUUUUCUGAUGGUGGUAAACAAAGAUAAAAUAAUAGCCUACACUGCCUUGGUGAAGAUCUAAUUUCAGCCGAACACCACAAAUAAACUCAUGAAGUUCUUCCCUCCUGAAAUUGUGGCAUUGUUUAGUCAUAUUUUGGCUUUAAUCUCAUAUUGUCAAGACAGCUGAACUUCUUUUCUUUGUAAUUGCAGCUAACACAGAAUUCAGCUGUCAGCUCUGUUAAACGGCUGCCUGAUGGAAACAUUACAGGCUUUCAGAAACCUCAGGAGGGAACAUGAGGUGUCAGCAAGUCACUACUUGAACCUUUUCUAAUUACAGACUGACAGAAUGCGGACCGUAGUUCAUUUGCAAACACAGCUAACACUUCAAGUUUGAUGGGUUUAUUCAUUUACAUAAAAAAGGCAGGAUGAAACUGAAUAAAGAGACUUUUAGAUGAGUUUGAGAACGGCUCAGGUAAAAUUGAUCAAAUGGAUUGCAUUCCAUUUAGAAGAGUCAGUGCCACUGCUAAGCUGUAGUGCAUUAGCGGACUGUAACUCACAAAUGAAACAGAGCCGUGGUUCUGUUCAUUAUCUGCACCUGUGGCUUUCAGCUUCUGCGGAUGAUUGUUGAAACUCUUUGUCUUCACUUUAUUAGUAACACCUGCGCUUCACCUGCUGCUGUAUAUUCAUUUAAGGCGCAUCUGAAGAAUGGAGAUAGAAGAGAGAUAAAAGGAUAGAGAGAUAUUCCCUUAUUGGUCGGGUGCUAAAUGUCUGACUAAUAUCUUUUACCCUAUUAGUAGUAUGUACAAUAUCCUAUAUAUAUAUAACUAUUAACAUCAUAGCUUUAAUUAGGGCUGGGAGAUAUGGGAAAAAGUUUAUCAUGAUAUUAUUUUUUCACAUCAGUCGGUAUCAUUGUGUAUCAUGAUAUAAAAAAAUCACUUGUCAAAUUUAAAUAUUCCCCGUUAUUCAUAAAUAAAAUUCAACAUGUACUCCACAUAAUUUGCAGUACACAUUACUUCAUGUAUUACUACACAUUACUUCUGUAUCUCUGCCGGGAGUAGCACUCAUUUUCUUUGUUUCUCACCAACAGUGCUGUCGGCUUCACCUGUUAAAAUGCUAUGGUUGUGUGUAGCUGCUGUCUGCUACUACGCAGUUGUUUGAUACUUUUUUCUAAUUCGGCACAUGAUUGGUUCAGCGUGGUGCGGACUCAGAGCAACUCCCCUUUUCACUGGUUAUUCGUAUAGUCUACCAAAACAUGGCAGAAUGAUGAGUAUCGAAAAGCAUAUUGAUGAUGUUUCAUAUCCAUGAUAUCGAGAGAAACUAAUUUUUGAUAUAUAUCAUUAUCGUUUUAUCGCCCAGCCGAACGUUUAGUUUAAUUUAUUUUGGCCAGAUUUAUUAUACAAGACAUACCUGAUCUCACACUGUCUGGAAAUCAUACCAUCUUUGAUUGUACAUGUUCUUAUAGAUAUAUAUAUAUGGCAUACCAAAAGAAACCGCACUGAGAAAAAGGGAAGCUCAUCCGAAAGUGCCUAACCCAGCAACUGUGACAAACAGCUGCUCGUCUCAUCUCACCUGUUGUAGGUGAGGUAGUUCGCAUUCAAACAGCAGUGAUAGGUUAACAAUGCUCAGUGUCAACAUCAGCAGAAUGACAGUUUUCUUUGUAUUAGAUCUUGAAGAAUUGUAACAGAUCACUUUGUUAGUAUAAAAAUAAAUGUCACCAUUUAUUAAAUUAUCAUUUUUGCUCUGAUACAUGUCGUAAAACUUGGUUCCUCAGGAUUACUCUGCCCCUUUUUUAUCAUAACUUGGUUAUUUCACAUAUUUCAUUUUGUUCCUGGAGGAAAAAUAAGUCAUACACCCUCAACAUCUGAACCUUAGACUCCUCUCAGUCCACAGUCUAUUUAUUCUGACAGCAAAAAUGUUUUGUAAUAUCUAUUAGAUAACACCUCUAAGUCUCUCAGUGUCUCUGUUGCACAAGCAACACAAGAUCCACAUGAAUGCGCAGCACACAUACGUACAUACGUUCACACACACUAAAAUACUACUGCUGAGCAAUGAGUUGUUAUCCAGCCUCCUCUCUAUCUGUCUGCUUUUCACUUCUCUGAGGAAGCUCGUGUUCCUGACAAACCAUCGCAGCUGUCCUCUACCUUUUUUUCUCUCUCUUCCCAGGAGACUGAGAUCAGCACCAGAAGGAAGGAGUGCGAAGCACUUGAGGCAGAGGUGAAGAAAAGGAAUCAAACAUGUCAGACUUUGGUAAGUGCUCCAAAAAUAUACCCCGGCCUCCGAGCGAAAGGAUGGAGGCUCAAAUUGAUUUGUACCUGAGAGCCUGGCCUGCUAUCAUCACACACAAACCUCCCCUGAGAACAUGAGUGGCAGUCUGCUGUAAUGAUAGCGUGCUUCUUAAGCAGUGAUGACAGAAAUUGAAAGAUGGGAGCAGUUAGCUCUAAGCGGAGUAAUUUGUGGAUUGAAUUUUAUCAUGGGAUAGGAUCUUAAGAUGAAGGGAUACACUUGGUAGCAGUAAUUAUGUGCUGUGGUAAUCGUACUGAGAAACACAGGGUUCACUUCUACAGUUUUAAGUGUGUGGUUUCCUUGAAUACUCGCUUCUGUACAACACUACCUCUAUUCACGUAUACAGAAGUGCUGUGUAGUUUUUUAAGGUAAGGUCAUGGCCAUAAAAGGUUAGAGAUGUUACACAAGACUUGUACUUUCAUUCUGUGUUUGGUGCCUCUUGAAGGACAUUUUCUCACAAUGGCCCAGAAAUGUCAUUCUGCCUGCUGGGUGGCCUUCAGUCAGGACACAAAGGAAAGAAAAACAGAUGAGGUGCAGAGAGCCCGCUGCAAAGAAAACCCAGAGAAAAAGGAUUAAAAAUGCUUUACUAGUCCUCUGUGUUGGACAGAUUAACUCUUUGUUUACUCAUAAUAUGACAAACUAAUCCGAUGAUUAGCAGAUUGAUCUCACAUGGUGUUGAAAAGUCACUGAGAGCGAUAAUUAUAGGAUCAGCGAAGGACAAGCUACUUUCUAAAGGUGCCCUGUGGUUCCGACCACUGCUGGUGCUUUUUAAAUAUGUUUAUAAUUAAGGAUCCACAGUGUUAUUAGGGCAGACUUGGUAUCAGCAGGUGUGAAAAUCUCUGCUGAUUAAGUCUUAGCUGAUAUUAAAACUGUGUUUAGUCAUUUGAGUUCAGUUAGACUUCAGGUAGGGCUGAGCGAUAAACCGAAAACUUACCGAUCCUGAAAUCUACGACAAUUACAGACGUAAUUUUGCCCAUAUCGGUAUAUUCGGUGUCAAAAAAAUAAAUAAAUCAAAGUUGUUUUUGGAUGUGUGUAGGUAGGCUAUGGUCUCAUGUCCCUUUUAAGACGCUGUCCUACGUCAGAGACGUGACUCCACCCCAUCCAGUCUGUAACAAAGAGGGAAAGACAGGUGAGGAGAUGGAGGACGGUUCAAAAGUUGUAGCAGCUGAAGUAGACGAAGUUAAUGUGGGAGGGGGUGAGCAGCUUGUGGAGAAGUUAUCGAGGUGAACUGCUCAAUAUAUCGUGACAUUGAUUUGAGGACAUAUCGCCCAGCCCUAACUUAAGUGCAGGUGAAUCUGAGUCCUCUGUUGGCUCUGAUCGAUGAACAUUUUGUUUAGACUUGAUGCUAUUGUCAUGUUGUAGUUGUGUCAUUCAUGUCAGUAAAGUACACUGAAGUAUUGUUCUAUGUGUAGUUUUGUCAGGAAUGCAGGGAUAUUGGGACUCCAGAUUCAGGCUGUACCUUUUAAACUUUUGUUGUUAGCCGUUGCAGUGAAAUGGAGGAUUUGCAGUCGGUGCCAGGCAAUACGCCAGAGUGUUUUCAUUUUGGUAAGAAAAUUACUUUGGCUUAAAUAAAAAGAAGUCAUCAGACUCUAUCCCACUCUCGCAGCAGGAAGAUGUCAGAGUAGUAAAUCACAGCGCCAAUAAAGAGAAUGGUUCUAGUCUGCAGGAUUUUACCAUUUCAGUUAUGGGAGCCCCACCAAGCAGACUGAGUAAUCACUGAAUAUCGUGCUAUUCUGAGACGGAGAGCUCCACUCAGCUUCUUUUAUAGUUUAUUCUGAGAGGGAACGACGUCUUACUGCUGUGAUGUUUCAGUAGUAGUGGUUCCCAAAGAAGUGUCCCCACAGGCCGAGGAGCAAAGUGUUGAGUUUAAUUUUAGUUGAAUUCGCCCGAUUUUAGAGGAUGUGUGAGUGCAGACGUUUGUGGGCACGCUGUCUGUGCUUUGGGAGUUGGCGAAAAGAAAGCAGGGUGUUGUACGACUGUUUUGGAAGCUGCUUCAUGAAAGUUUAAGUUACUAACUGCAUAAAGUGAUCCAUGUUUUAACCUGCAAAAGCAGAGGCGGUCUCAGAGUCAUGCAUUAGGCCCACAAUGAGAUUUUUCCUGACAGGCAGGAGCUGGAGGGAUUCAGCAGUAAUCAAAAAGGCACUGUUUGGUCCUAGACUAUUUGAAUUCAUUCCCUCAUGCCCCAGAGCCUUCUUCUUAAGAUGAGCUGUCUUUGUGUGUGGCUCUCUGCCCCAAAUAAACACUCCAUUAGGACUGUUUUCUUCGCUGCCCUCCUCUCACGUCCCCUGCCCACAGCAGCACUUCCCUCCUCGCCCGUUGUCGCUGAGCUCGCUGACUCCUGAGGAAGCUACCCAGAGGACACGCUGUCCCCAAAUGGCGUGCAGAAAUGGCAGGCUGGUCUCCAUAGACUGCAGCACAGCUCUUAUCUCCUCCUGCACCGAGCUCCAAGAACAGAGACACAAACAAAGACAGGACCGAUGAGCACUACAGUGAGGGGACAGCGAGUUGACAGUAAUGUCACUGCUUGUUUGGUCUGAGCUUGCUUACCUCUCUGUCCCUCCUCUGGUUUCUCCCCUUCUUAGUCGUCUUUCUUCACAGUUUUCAGGAAAGAGUGCACAUGUAAAUAAGGUACAGGUAAUAUCCAUUCAGAGCUGCUGCUUUACCUGUGAAUAUUUGUUGAUUUUAUUACUAAAUCUUUUACAAAAUUCCUGCUCAUUCUUGUCUCAGCUGUGAUAUUUGUAAAAAACAGUGUGCUCGUCGUGACUGACUGACAGUAAACACUACUAUAGCCAUCUGGUACCUCCACCUUCCUGGGUAUCAAGUGUAUAACUACGGUACGGACCAGCAGAGGAGUGUGCCUCUGCUAGCAUAUAAGGCUGGUUACCAUGGCAACAAGGAUCUGCUGUGCCAGCUUUGCUCAAAACAUGUAUCAGUGCUGAUCGAAGAUUAAUACUGAGGCAGACAGGAGGAGGAAUCAACAGGUUAGACGACUGGACUGUGGAGCUGUGCUCUCAAAUUUAGCUCAAUAGCUGGUGUGAAAAGGCUGCCGCUGUGGUCAGCUCUGCUUUCCCUCUGAGGGCUUUGUGAGCCUCCGUCAGAGGCCGCACUGGCAGCUCCCAUUGCGUGGACACAUGGUAUGAACUGUGUAUGCGCAUCAGCAAAAAAAGCCAGUUUGACCGAUCAAUCAGUCCUCCAAUCAAUGUGAUUUUCUGUUUUGAAUUUAACACAACACCAAAAAUUCAAACAUGCAUUUGUCAUGUGCUUGUGUGUGUUUACAUGGCUGAAUGUAGUGUAUGUUUACAUCAUGGAAAACUACUGUCUGGUUCUUUUUUAAGCUUUAUCAUAUUUAAUUUUUCGGGCAGUUUCAGACAGAUAGAGGACAGUGGAUGAAGCAGGAAACAGGAGAGAGCUGGAGAUGACAUGUAGGAAAGAGGCCACAGGGUGGAAUCAAACCCAGGGCCCCUUCAUAAAUGGGGCGCUCCUAAAUCAAAAGGCUAACUGCGCCCAUGUUGUUUGAGUUUGGCAGCACAGAGUAGGGCUGGGCGAUAUGGCCUUAAAUCAAUAUCACGAUAUAUUGAGCAGUUCACCUCAAUAACGAUAAAUGGACGAUAACUACUCCACAAGCUGCUCACCCCCUCCCACAUUAACUUCGUCUACUUCAGCUGCUCCAACUUUUGAACCGUCCUCCAUCUCCUCACCUGUCUUUCCCUCUUUGUUACUGACUGGAUGGGGUGGAGUCACGUCUCUGACGUAGGACAGCGUCUUAAAGGGACAUGAGACCAUAGCCUACCUACACACAUCCAAAAACAACUUUAAUUAAUGUAUUUUUUUUUACGCAGAAUAUUUUGACACGGUCAAAUGUCGGUUACUGUCAUAAAUUUCUGUAUCAGUAAAUUUUCGGUUUAUCGCCCAGCCCUAGCACAGACUACUGAAUACCUUGUUUUAGGGAAAUAUGGUGUAGAUUUCAGUCAGUAGAUUUAAACUGGAAAAUAGUCGAACUGCAUUCCUUUAAAACCUUUCUGUAUCACCUGAUUACAUUCUCUUUUCAAUAUUGUCCAUGUUACAGGCAGCUGUUAACAUAAAAAGAAGGUUUAGAGCCACAGUGGUGUUUAUAAUACCUGUAAUAUGUUUACAUUACACUUUAGUGCAGGUAGUCAGACUGAAAAACAGGCUGAAAAGGUGAAGCUGGUCUUUAAUUGGACCGUGAUCCCAGCUUGGGUCUGUGCUGAACAGGAGUAAAUGAUGCCGCUCACCCUGAGUCUACAGAGCAGAGGGUAAGUGGGUGAAAUGUUUGCUCUGCUGCUGCUCUAAAUGGCAGAGUUGAUUCAUCCGUCAGGCCUGUCAAAAUUAAACACACAGCUCCGGCACAGCAGGCUGAGUCAGACCAUGUCCGGACAAGACACACGACAGCCUCCCAACCGCUCUCAGACACAGGAUUAACCGAGGUGCUCUGCCCCAGGCCUUAUUAGAAGUGUAUUUUCAUGACACUAUAGCAAUGAGACCUUCCUGUUUGUCCCUAAAAAUAUUGUGAUUUCUUUAUUUUUUGUGCAUUAGAUGUAAAUAUAUUUAUUUUACAUCUAUCCAGUCACAUAAGCUUCGCAAAUGUAGUUUAUUUUGAUGCUUACAUGGAAAAUUGAAAUCCUGCCUCAGCACAAAAAUCUCAGGUUUCCAGCUGAAUAAUGUCGGAGGCAGCUAAAAAUAGGCCACAAUUUAUUUUGCAUGGAAUUUACUCCGUCACUGGGCUCACAGGCUCUCCAUAAAAAUGCGUCUUGCCGGGGGAUUAUGACGUAUACUGAUCUGUUUAAAGCGUUAACACAUCCACAGCACAGGACAAAGGAACAGCUGAUUCUCUGUUCAAGACAAUUUACUUUGCAACACAACAUGCGUGCCCUCAUUUCCCCAUUCCCAAAAAAAGAAUCUGAAUGAAGAUCCUCGUCGUUUUGAAACGCUUAAACCAAAAACAAGCUUGAAUUUCAUGACUGUUACAGACCAUUGUACUCAUGAGAGCAGACAGUCAAAUGUGAGGAGCUGUUUGUCCUUCAGAAUGAACACCUGGAGGCUCCGCCAGCCCACAUUAACUCUGAAUUGAGGGAUCAAUGGAUAUGAAUAGGAAAGCCAAUGCAAUCUAGUGCUCGUACGGGAAGCAUUAAAAUUGACUUAGCACCAUUGACGCAGGUUAAAAUGCCGAUAUUUUUCUUCAAAUGUGACAGAAAUGAAAUUAAUGUGGGAGCUGCAGAUCUCAGUUGUGACUUUGGUGUUCUGUCGGUCGUUGUCGUCCUCCUCUGUCCUCUGCACAUAUACAAGACGGAGCUACAGUGUUGCCAGAUGGGAAAUAUAGAAUUAUCGUACAUCCGUCAUAAUCAAAACAACAAUCUUACUAUUGCACGAUAGUCACAUAUACUCACGCUGUUUAGUGUCUUACAGGCACUCACGAUUUUGUAGCUUCAGUUUUGUGGUCAUUUUGUGAUCAGCAGCUCCAACUCAGCUGUGUUACACUAAUGCAUCCCCUUUAGACAAAUGAUAGGUAGGAACCAAUGAGCUGAAUCAUGAGACCUUGGGGUCACCUACUUCUUUGAAACAGUAUUCAUAAUAACUGACAAGAACAUAAAGAGUAAUCUGACUUAACUUAGUGAAAUAUAUUUUAGACAUAAAAAUGAACUUGUCUCGGCUCGUGGUAAUCACUGUCCUCUUCAGCGGUGCUCAUUUUUCUCAACUGACUAGCCAACUGAGCAUGAUUGACAGUCAGUCAUGCUUGUAGUUUGGAGAUAAACAUCCCUCAAACUAUGACUGGAUGGAAACUUGACGUGGUAAAAGAUGCUUUAGGGGUGUGCAAAUACAAAAAUUGAAAAAUAAAGGGUCUGGCAGACUGAGACAGUCCUAUUGUACCACACUUUAACGAAAAACUGUCAAAUUAUCGUACAAUUAGCCGUUUUUGGGGUUAUUGAUCAUAUAUCGUACAGAGGGCAAAAUUAUCGUACAAAUCCGAGAAUUAUCGUACACCUGGCAACCCUGCGGAGCUACGCUGUUACAUCCAUGUUACGUUACCCGCGCUACUCGCUAUAGACCAUGUAUCAGCUUGAAAGUUACCCUUCAUAUUAAUGGCAGAGGGUCCGACAAGAUUUGAUGCGCUUGUUGAUGACUCAAAGUAAGUCAAAAAUAACUUUGCAUAUUGUUUAGUUCACACAGUGCGAGUAGAAAUCAUUAGUGGCGCAUUGAUAUUAAUGAAAUUUGAAAUUUCAGUAGCGGUGCAUGUAAUGAAUGUAGGGGAAACACUGCGAUUGUUGUGUUAGUUGUACUGCAGGGAGUUAUUUAUAAACGUGUUGAUGCUUUGUGCAUUCAAGCUACCUAAUGUUGCAUGUUAUGAGCUAUGGUUUCCUGAAAUGAAUCCCUGCCAUUAUCCUUAAUUUGCCGUGAUAAUGCAACAUCGUCACGAAGCAAGAUACAGCAAUAUGAGAACACAUAUCAAAUCAAUCCUACAGUGAAUCCUACAGUUUGUUGUAAUCUGAUAUGAUGGAAAAACGAAUGAUCGUAGACUAGCCUUUAAUCAUUUUAUCGUCGUACUGUGGAUCAGAAACUCAGUCUUUCCCAGAGUUCAUCACAAACAGACGUUUUCUGGAAGCUGACAUUUUACUUCACAGGGAGAAACCAGAGGCUUUCUGUUUAACAGUAAUGAUGACUCAGUUCUAUUCAAGUGUGCCAGUGACAGUAAUCAUGCGUGCACAAUAUACAAGCAUGCUGAAGCUGGAAUAGAGACACCACUACUGAAUUAUACACGCCUUUGAAUUCCACGUUCAAAAAUGUCAUCUGUGAAAAUGGCUCUCUGUCAUGGCCACUCGCCCAAAUAUUGUGCUCAUAUACCAGGUGUUUCAUGCUGAUUUUGUACACAUCACUGCAGCGAGGGGAAAUUACUCAACAUUUUCUUGUAAACGCUUGCAUGGAUGUAGUUUUCCUAUGUAUACUUGUGUCACCGUUUGCCCUCUGAAACAACCUUCAUAAGUAAAACAUAAGGCAGUGGGAGUGGGUGCAUCACAGGCCAUUAAGAAGCACUGUAUUUACUGUAAAUGUAUCAUGCAUGAGCUCGUAGGUUUCUCCUUCUCCUGACAAGAACAACACUUGGCCUACAUGCUGCUGGAGCUGCAGUGAAGUGAACAUUGCAGAGAACUCACGACACUUGACACUGUAAAUUGCAUCCAUGCCUCGCCUCAUGAGUAGUGAUUGAAUGUAAUUAAGUUUUCCUCCUCCGCAAUGAAGUUUUUCUUACUCGCAGCGCUACACACUCGAUAAGUGUGGGAUCUGUGUGUGUGUGUGUGCGUGUGUGAGUAUCAAAAUGCACGCUUGAUUUAGAUGCACUUGAAGAGAGCGCUGACGUAAAUUCCCAUGGUUUCUUAUUAAAUCUAUUCCACGGUGUUUACAUAAAGCUAAUACUCUGACUGUAUUAUUGUUCCACUCGUGUUCCUGAAAUGGCAGCUUCAUUUAGUCAUGCUUUCUAGAACAUGCCGGAGAACCUCCAGCCGUCCCCUCCGAUGAAUAAUGUAUGGGCUAUCUAUAACAACUCUGCUUUGUUUGGGCGCUGUGCUUUGUCAUUUUCCCGGUCACUUCUUCAGCUCUGAAUCUUGUUUUCUUUCUGCUUCUUUUUUGCUCAGGAGAAUGAGCUUCAGGAUUUCCUUCAGGAGAACAAGCACUUGAACCUCCAGUUGUUCAACAAUAGCUACAAGGCAUCUGAGCAUGAGGAGGUAAGAGAGGAGAAGGUCUUUUUGUUUUUGUUUAUUUUCUGUUUAUUUUGUUAAGAUUUUAUGCCAACAUCUGUCCUGUUCGUCAGUCCAGAAGAAGUUUUGAGCUGUUCGAGCAUCAGAGAGGAAAAAUGCUGACACUGAUUGCUGCCAAAGAGUGAACCCUGUGUGGUGAUCCUCUGACACCGAAUUGUUGUUGUUUUUGUCAAAUAUUGAUGUAGCAGCUUAGUAUGAAACUUAAUUAUGCCGUAAAAAUAAAUCCUAACACCUUGGUGAUCCCAUUUUUUGAGAGAACCAUGAAGAGGUUUUAGACGGCACGUCUGAAAAAUAAUUAUUAUAUUAUAUAUUAUUAAAUGUCCCUUUAAGGCCUGAAAUGACAUGUCAUAUUUUUACAUCUAAGCUUAAGCAAAGCCACCUGCCACCAGCUGAUCAUUAGGGAGUGUGAUAGCGCUGAUUCAGGGCACAACAUCAGAUGUUCACCUUAUGAUAUUAUCAUUAUCAGGACAACAAUAAUAUGAUAUUUAUGAAAAAACUGAGAUGAAAUGCAUUAAUCAGAUUGAGAAACUAAUGUCUAGGUUGCUGUAUUUUUAAGUGUACUACUUCUGUUAGACUGUAAGUUACAGAACUGAAUUGAACAGUUGAGAGCAGUUAGAAAGUAUGACAGCCAAACUAGUUUGUAACCUGGAGACACUGUUUUUAGAUUCACAGUAAAUGUCAGAAAGUCAGUUUGUAAAAGUGUCAUAUCGUCUCUCAGAACGCGCUGCUACAGCGAGAUCACUUGCAGCUGCAGCUCGUAGUCUCUCUGUAUUAAGACAUGCGACAACCAGCGUUUAGGACCACCACUAUGAACUUGUUGUUUACUCACAGACCCCGUGAUCCUUUGUUAAGUUAAGCUGUGUUGGUGAAAUUGUGCCCAGUUUUUACUCUUUCUGAGUGUUUUCUUACCCUAAAAUGUAAAUUUCCAUUUAAACGGCUGUGACUUUACAACAUCCUUAUAUUGGAGAGCCACGAGGUUGUGACAAACUAAUUUAUCUUGGGAUUACUUGUGCAAAUUUUACUGAGUUUUAACUUCUAUAAUAUGUCAGUAACAGGUCAAAAAUGUUCCUUCAGAUUCGAUAUAUAAAAUCUGGACCUACCCAAAGAUCUACUCGUUUUAAUCCAUGCAGCUGACUCCUCUUAUUAACUUUGGGUAAAACGGCAUACUUAUUUACUCAAAUGUGUGCAACAUUUCUACAUCUAUGAUUUAAUGCUUCAGCAGCAACAGAGGGAGAGCUUGGCUUCUGCUCCGACAAUUAUACUAAAACGUUAGUUUUAAUCAAAAAGGCUCUGGACAGCAGUUUUAAACACAACUGAAAUAAGAAAUAUUAAGUUUUUAUUGCUUUAAAAGAAAAAUCCCAAAGCCCUUCCUGUUUAAUCUUGCUUUUGUCAGUUUUAAUUAUCAGAGUGAAUGAAAAAGGAUCCACCACUUUUAUGUACCAAGUAUAAAUGACACAUAUUCCUUUAUAAAUAAAAUCCUAAAAUAUAAAUAAAGUCAGUGAAAAGGAGGGCUGCGCUCAGACACAGUGUCAGCCUCUUUUGUCUUUGAGAGAGAGACCAUUAAAAGGCUUUCUGGGUCAAACUCCACCUUGCCCUGGGAUGCCGGAUAGAUUGAGCUUUUUUUUUCCAAUUUCUACUAUAAAAAAUGAAAGAAACUAUUCUCUUUUUCUAUCAAACAGCCCUUGCCCUCCUUUUAGCCUCGAGACCUCAAAGACCUUCAGAGUGAAUAACACAAAGUCAGAGUAGAUCAGCAAACAAAGAGCUUCAGGCACUUUCACAGUGGACAGAGAGACGAUUUCCUGAAGCUGCUGAUUGGCAGGUUGUAGCUGGCGGGUGAGAAGAAGGGUGGGAUGCUGCUUAUUGACGUCUUAUCAGGAUCGAGGCGGCUUGUGGAGCAGCUGUCCUGAACUGUUAUCACACUGACGGAUAUGAGAGCAGAACUCUGCAGGGCAGUGCGGAUAUGAGCCCUCGCUUACACCCCUGUGUUCUGAUCCCUAUCGUCUCUGAAUGAACUGGGAGGGGCUCCAAACUGCGCCUCCCUCCACCCAUAAUAGACUAUUGACCUGCUUGUGCUAGAUCCAAUAUAGUUUCGUUCAAUCCGUCUACAUUAGGUCUGACAGCCUCUCCUAUUCAUGUGGAGAGUUCUGCUGUGUGGAGGCGGCCCGUUCGCAGGCAGACUCGCUGGAUUCUGUUUGUGUUUCGCUUUGCUGAUGUUUGUUGAAACGCCCUCCUCCAGGAGUCAUUAGUCAUUCAUGGCUGCUCUGAGGAAAGGGCUUCACCACUUUACGGCUACAGGAACCUGAGGUUUUGCUGCCGAUGAGGGGCAUUUAAAAGGCUGAUUAAAAAAAGGCUUUAAAAUAAUGGUACAGCUGCUCUGUGGACCAGAGAUUAUGAACAAUAAGUAGAAAUAACUUCAGUUUUUAAAUAAAUUUAUGCUGGAAGCAGCCUAAAUAGGAGUUUAAUUGGUGUACAGUGUUAAUAUAACGUGUAAUUGCCUUAUUAAAUAAAUGCUUGGUUAACACUGAAGCAUGAAUAAAUUCAUGAAUUUCAGUCUAAAUCCGCAUUAAGUCUAUAUUUUUUUAUCUCUCCUGCAUUUUUAGAUUUAAACUCUUUUCUUGUUGAAUCCAGCUCGCCCCCGUUAUAUUCACCUUGUACCUGUUAGGAUGUUGUUUGCUGCAUAAAAGCUGAUACUAUUUGUUUGCUCUGUAUUUGGCCUUAAGGUUAUGUGAGCAGCAACUGAUUUUGAAAUUGUGCUCAUCAGCCAGAAGAUCAUCUUUACGUGUCAAAGUCAAAGUGGAGGUUGAGAAAGCCGUAUCUGCAAGUUCAAAGUCAAAAAGUCUUUACCUGUUGUCUCUGCAGCUGAUUGGUCCUGUACAGAUCUACUAAGGACUAGGGAUGGGCGAUAUGGGUUAAAAAAUUUAUCAUGAUAAGAUUUGCCAUUCUGGCGAUAACGAUGAAAGUCCUGAUAGAAAAAAUUAGAAUUCCAAUCUAUAUUUUUGCACAAGUUUUGAAAACCAGUUGGAUUAGUCAAAUAAGACACUUUCUGAUGUCAAGCAGACCUGAUUUUGCUCAUCUAAACCUCGAUCUUGAAGGAAAUCCCUCAUGUGGAGCCUCAUUCAGUAACAAGCUGCUCAGAAACGUCUUCUUCAUUACCUUCAGCCGUGUUUGUUUGUUAUUCUGCUCUGUGUGGGCGAUGACUGCGAGUCCGUUGCUUGCACUUAUGUCUUUAACUUGCAUUUAUCACGUUUAUUGUGAAAUGGCGAUAUAUCGUGAACAAUAAUUUAUCGUCCAUCCCUACUAGGAACUGACAAAAAUUCUCAUUUAAGUUGUGAAUUUCAUUCCUGAUUUACACUCUAAUUCAUUGUUAUUGUUUUUCUCUAUAAUGAUAGAUUUAAUGCAAGGCUUCUAAGAUACUCUAUUUCUAACCACAUUACAUGGAAUAGCGAAGUGACUGUAUGUCUGCUUUAAAUGUAUUUCUGAUAAUACCUGGCAUGGUUCUGAUGAGUUUAUCUGGUGCAUGUAAAGGUUGGUCUGUCUGGUUCUCUUCAUGGUUUCACACUGUUUAUCUGAUCAUGGCCAGCCUGCAUUAACGUGUUUAAAAAGGUAGUAAUGUAGAAGUGAAGUGCUUUUAGAGGCAGACGGCAUAUUAUCUGAUGUGGAUAUAAACAAGUCAACAUUCAACAACAACAAAAAGGAGAGACUGCUCUGAAAUUAUGUGGUAGUUUUCCAGGAAAACUCUGAAUGUACUUACAUAAAACUCCGGGGUACAUUUAACUUCUUAAUGAAGCUAAACCUCAGCAGGACACCUGCACUUAGACAGCUUUAAAACAAAAUCUAAUAGCUUCUUAAUCAGCAAAAGGGCAGCAAAUGUAAGCAGUAUCCAUCAUUUUCUCCUUGUGCUUGGAUGAAAACUGUAACCCUGAGAACACACAGAGAGUAGAGACUUAAAGAGAGAAAAAACAGGAGAUCAGGAAACUUGGAGACAGUUAUCUCUCUCUGAUGGAAGCUUGAUAAUGACCUUUCGCAUAUUUGGAAUGAAAAACAUGUCGGUUUCUCUAAAAACGCUUGAUUUUCGUUCUGGGAAAAUGUAAUCACUAAAUAUAAAACGGCAGCUGAUUAAAACUGCUCAAUUUUGCCCAAAGGAAAUAAACAGCAUGCGUAGCUGCUCUCUCAGUCUCUGCGCUCUUGUGCUCAUUGUGUCCGCACAGGUGAAGUCCGAGUAUGUCCAGCUCAAAGAGACCCUUGGUGCUGUGACGCAGGAGAGAGAUUUAGCCCUGUGGGAGAAGAACCAGCUCCAAGACAAACUGGAGAACCUAGAGCAGGUGCUCAAGGUGAGGAAACCAGCUUCAUGAGCAGAAAUGACUCCAGGAUCUGUCAGUGCUGUGUGCAGUUCCAGCCCUGAAGUCCGCUUUUGCCCCGGAGCUUAACUCAGGUGUUUUUCUGCAGCCUUACCCUUUUGCCAGUUCCCCCUCUCCCCCCUGUGCUACACUGCCUCCGUCUGGUUCUCUUCAGCUUUACUGUCUAAUGUCCCUGACAUGUCUGUUGCCUUCCAGUGUCGUGUUGGGAGGUCUGACCAGGAGCUGUGACAGAGUAGAAGCUUGGAGCAGUCUGCCCUCGUUUCCUUUCCCAUUGUGCCCUCUCCUCUCAUGUUGUCUCCCCCUCCCCUCCUUCCCCGUCCCCUCUGCCCCAGCUAGAUUUAUAAGGUAUCACUGCCAUGUUUGUCUGUUAGGGAGCAGUCCUUUUAGUCCCAUUCUGAAUGCUGUCUGUCCACCUCAGUGGCUGUGCUUAUCUCUCCCUUACUGCGUGGGCUGAAGUGAAUGGUCACCUGGCUAUACGACCACAGCACUGUGGAAUGUGAUUUUUUGCAUGAGGCAGGACAAAGAGUUUGGCUUUCUGAUGACAGGAGGAGGAGGAGGAGGAGGGAAAGGAGGAGGAGGGAGAGAGACUACUAGGUCACUCUUCAUGAUGAUAAUGUCAAGUUUGAUGACAUUACCUAUCCUAGACCUCGAUUUCUACUGGCAUGAAAAUGUCAUUUUGCUUUCCUCACCUGAUAAACCUUCACAUGCAGUGGGAGCAUUAAUGUGACUGGAUGACACGGGCGUAUUGUGCGAUGAAGAGCCUAGCAUUCAGUCGGCUUCUUUUGUUGUUAUGGAUGACCACAGACAAGUGAGCACGCUCCGGAGUUUGCUCUCCCUUUCGUGUAACGUAAGACCUCGUAUUGAUCAUACAAAGACAAACAUGGCUGAGGUUGGCCUUUCAAACAGUAACCAGACUUUCGAACAGGUAUUGUGUUACCUAAAGGGGGCAGCAAACCUAGAUGUGGAUUGAUGUUAGUCUUUUUGUUCACACAGCAAAGCAUCUCAAGUCCUCAUCCAUAAGCACUUUGGUGCAAAAUUUGAUCUGAGCUCUCCUGCAGAUCAUUCAACAUAAACUGUUCUCACAUUGCAUUCGGCUGUGGCACAGUUUAUGUCUAACUUCUUAUAAGGGCUUAAAGGUCAGAUCACCGUGUAAACCAGCCUCUUUUAUGUCUGAUAUGUUUGCACCUGUAACACCUGUGAUGUCUCUGAGUGUGGAGAAGACUGGAGAUGCAUUUUUGUGUUUGGCUCAGUGCCGUUAGACUUUUAGUUCCACUAACAGCAGCCGUCUCUAUGCUCCCCCUCCACAAUCCUCACCCCGGCUCUCCACCCCUGCAACCCCCUGCGGACAGCAUAUGCGCGAGGCUGCAGAGCGGAGGCAGCAGCUAGAGUUGGAGCAUGAGCAGGCCUUGGCUGUACUCAAUGCAAAGCAGCAGGAGAUUGACCUUCUUCAGAAGGUAGGUAACUCUUUUGGCUGUCUUGUUUUGUCCAGCCUACGCCUGUGUCACGGGUCAAAGAGCUUUUUGUCGAGCAGCGGUGCGAUACAAACACUCAAACAAAGGUGAAAGUCAGUGAAAGAGAAGUAAGGACUGGACUCUCUGUAGGCUGUAGUACCUUCCUCUCUCAUUAUUUUCAUCCCUGAUUUCCUAGUGCAUCCGUCCUCUUUACUCCAUCCUUCAGCUGUCCAUCACUCUUCAUACCCGGAGUGCCUGACAGUUCAGGAGCACUUCUCUAGUUUGUUGCGAGCAAGCAAAUCAAACACUGGAGCCCAGAGCAGAUAUGACACUUUCUCCAGGCUCGCUUGAAACAGAAAUGCUGGCCGUGGCCAUUUGAUGGUAGGGCGUCCAAGUCUUAACACUGGCGCUGACUGUAAUGUCAAAGCGAGCCCUGCAAUAGCUGAGAUUGCUGAUAGUGUGAACGUGAUAGGAAUUGUCACCAAAGCCUUCUCUAGAAACAGAGUGUGUACCCCGGUGUUGCUGUUGCGGCAGUGUUGCUCUAACUUCACAGUCAGCCUUUCACAGGCAGACUUCUCAGCUUUUUUCUCUCAUUAACAGAAGCUCAUUACUGCCUUAUCUUCCCUCAGACGCAGCCUGCUCUCUGCAUUCUCCCAAAUUAAUUGCUUGCAAAGUAGAUUUAUGAAAUUGUAAAGCCCACAGAUGCUCUCAUACUCACUUGUUUUUUCUCAACAGAUGUUUCUCGUUCCCAUAAGAAAAAUGGUGUGUGUUAUACGAUGUUUCUGUACAGUUCGGUGCUUCUAUAGUACCCCAACCUCGCUGUGCUUCAAUGCGCUAGCUUCCUCCGUUCAUCAUGGAUGGAGCGUCAUUUUAAUUGGUUUAAAAUGAUGUUUGUUUGCAAUCAUUUAAAGAACCAUGUAAAUGUUUACCUUUAAAACUUGAUAACUGUUCUCAACACAGAUAAAAACCAAUUAGAUUGGAUUAUAUUAUUAGGACCGUAUCCAUUGAUGAAUAGUCUCAAACUAAAACCUACCCACAGGCUUCUGUUUAGGUUAUGGUUGCUUGAAUUCCUGUAGUCCUACAGAGUGUCAGCUUCUUUCCUAUAUACUUUAGUUUAUGCUGUAGGUCAGCCUUUCUUUGAGGUUUAAAAAGAGCUGUGUGGGUGGGAGUUUUGUGAAGACUGCUUUUGGUCACCGCUCAAGGUUUUCAUGCUAAAUGUAGAAGAUAAGACGAGGUGAUCAAUACCGCCCAGUUCAAGGCAAAGGGCUCCAGUUAGCAGCCAAUCUUCACGACUUAGCUUAGCAUAACAUUUCUGGUUUCUGUGUCAUGAAAGGGACUGAUCUCAUCUAUCCUUGGGUCAGAAAAUCUGUACUUCCCAAAAUGUCUACAGGCUUACUAGGGUUGUGAUCAACCAAAGAAAUUCUUGGUCGACUAAAACCCUGAAAGUUUCGACCAAAAAACAACUCCGACGGCAGCUUGGUGAAGCACGGCUCGAUGGGAUGAAAAUAUACUGAUAUCAGCACAAGAAGGCAAUUAAACAUGAUGAAAAUUAAAACGUUCAAAGUAAAAUGAAGCAAACCAGCGGACGUUGAUUAACGUGGAUGCUCUUCAGUCUUCCUGUCUUCAGCUGGUGUCUAGUGGGUUGGGCGAAUCCAAAAUGGUAAAAACAAGGGGGGGGGGGGGUGUUCUGUUACCUGUGAAACGAGGGUGCUCCGAAAACACCCCCAUUAGCAAUUGGUACGUUCCUCCUGAUAAAGUUAACUAUAGACUGUAAAUUGACGUGGAAAAAAAAAAUCAUACCGCCCAAUCAGAAUUUCGGUCGUCUAAGCGCGUAUCGACCAGUAAGUCGACCAGUCGACUAGGACUUUACAGCCGUAGUCUAAACUUACCUGAAAUAAGGAACAGUUUUAGCUCCACUAAAUGAAAUAAGUGAUUCAAAUAAUGAAAUAGAAAUUAAAAAUUUUAUAUACAUUAUGUGUUUGGAAGCCAAAUUUAUUCUGGGCUCAUGGUGUAACAUUCAUGAUUUGGUGAUAACAGAGAAGUGUGACAUAACUUAAAAAAAACAACAAAAACAGACACAAAUUUAAAAUACAUAUUCUUAAAAACAAAGAACAGUAAAGGUUGAUAACAACCUACCAUUAAAAUGGACAUUGACAAGAUGGCAGAAAUAUCAGCUUCUGUCAUUGAUGCUGAUGCUGACAUUUGCUGAUUUUAAUGUUCAACCGAUCAUUGGUGCAUCCCUUUUUUGAAUGAGUAACAUGAGGCCUCCCCCACAUCCCUCAAGUCUGUUUUAUUUUGCAGUUAUAACACAACAAAGUAUGGAGAGAUUUAAGGAUGGUGAAUUUAUGUAUGUGGAGCAGUGUAAAAAAUAAAUAAGGUGGAAGGCAGGCUUCAUUAUUUUAAAUCGGAUGUCAUUUACUAAUAAUUGGUGUGAGCUGAUAUCAAAGCACUGCUGCUGACAAUAACAUUAAUCCUCUUUACAUCCUAAUGGGUGGGUGGGCAGAGAUACUUGUUUUCUUUUCAGUAUUUUCAGAAUGAAGAACUUUUUGUCGCUCAUAAUGUUGUAAAAGUUAAACUGAAACUGUGCUCUCUGUUUUUUCAGGCUCAGGUUGAAGCCAAAAAGGAACAUGAAGGUGCCGUCCAUCUGUUAGAGGUUAGUGUCUGACUCUUCAGGGGGGUUGACUGGGUUUGUAGCUCCAGGUUAGGGGAAUAUUCAGCUCUGAGGCGGCAGACCUUUGUGUCAACCAGAGCUGACUAAUUUCAAUCCUCUGUGAUUUUAGUUUUUUAGUCCUCAUGUAUAAGAAAUUAAAUGUGAGCUGCUUUUUCCUGUAGUGUAUGAGAUCAUUUAAAUGAAGUAAACACUUAUUCAACAGCAUGUCAGACAGAGUUAAAUUAAGGCUGAUUGUUUUGUGCUUUUCAUGACGUGUGCAGGUGAACCUAUGUGUAAUUGUACUUUGUUUCUUUCCUACAUCUCUUUUUACUGAAUGGGUGUGUGCAUAUGCUUAUACAGAACCACUUGGACAGCAUGCAGGUAUUUCAGAAUUGUUUUCAUUUAUUUUCUUGACAUGUUCUAACACUUUUCAUACACCAGUGAGGUACAAACAGCACUCUUAGACGGUCGAGACAAAACGCUGAUCACAAUUACGAUCUGGUCUAUGCUCUGUGAUUUUCAGAAAUAUCCAGGGUGUCUUCAUUUCUCAGACUUUGCUACAAACUCAGCUCUGUUUCAGACAAGCAAACUCUCAAGUUCAAAAGUCUGCGGUAUGACUGACAGCAUAAAGUGGAGGUCUUUCGGCUUGAUCAUAGAGAAAAAUUCAGCAACUCUCGCUUAACAUUUGAUGAAAGAUUCCAGUCGUAAAGUCAAGAUUGAGAAUAUGCCGUCAAUUAAAGACAAACGCCUGGGGCCUCACUGACCCACCUCAAUAAUCCACAUAAUUAAAGCCCAUCAGCACACUGAGGCGAGCAAGUUUUACUUCAUUAGAUUAAACACCAGCUGUUAAUGUUUGUUUGGAUGUAAAUAAACCAAAAUGCGGAGAGUUAGUUUGUUGAGUAGAAAUGUAAAAAAAGAAGAGCCGUGUUUUGUUAUUUCUUGUUUAUCUUUUUUCUUUAACAUGUUGUAUAGAUGUUCUCUUUUUCCAGUGAAACAGAAUUAGACUCUUGUUAAAAGGAUCACAUUGAUGAUAAACUGUGAAGCUAAUGUGAUCCUUUUCGUUUCAGCGUUGCAUGUAACCAGCAUGUGUUUGUCAUACAGCUGAGGGCUGUAUGAUGCAAUGGAAAUAGCGGCUCUCAGUUACUAAUUCUCUUUCACCAGUAGAGGAAUUCCUUUGUCGUGUGUGUGCUAACAGCAUGUGGGAUCUUAUGACAGCCUGUGUGCAUGAAAUGGACUCAGUAUCUGCAGAAAAGCAGAGGGGGUAGCACCAGCAGGGGGUCUUUUUUUCUGUGAUGGGCACUUUUUGACCAUUUGAAAUAGAGAAGUUUCUUUUUUUAUGAUCUUAAAUCACGCUCCAGCAUCUAGAGUUUCCGUUAUGCCAGUUUAUCAGCCUCAGCAUGUGCAUUAAGUUUCCUUCUCUUCAAGUAUACCGCUACUACCAUGUAUCACCCCUUUAAGAAGACCACUACCAACCAAGGACUAAACCACAGAUAUUUUUGUAUCGUCACAAAUAAUCAUUUUAAUUUGGAAUGAAUGGAAACGUUCUUUCUGAAAGCAGCUGAGCAUCGUAGCACCUUGUAAGUGCAUCAGCAGGAACUACUUCCACCUGCUGUUCAAAACACAUGAAGCUCCAGAGAAGAACGACUGAAAGUACACUCUAGUGAAGAAACAUGGAUGACUCUUGAAUCGUUUUUGCACAAUCCUGGAGCUUCAUGGCAUUGAGAGAUAAGAGAGAUCCAGCUUUGACACAGAUGCUACUUGUUGGUUGAAUAAAUUGGUUUUGGUCUUUUCAAAGGAUUUCUUGGUAAUAAUAGAAUAAAAUAAAUCUAAUCCUCGCAGACACUGUGUGUAGUUUGGAAAUGCAAACUGCCAAGAGACAAGAUGCUUUUUUAUUUUCACUGUUGUUAGUCUUAGCUGUAGUCAGGGUCCGAAAUUAACACACGCCAAAGGUGGGUACACUGUUUAUUUUGCUGAUAAUUCUCUGACAGCUAUGUGCCGCAGAAUAUUUUAGCUGGAUUUAGUUUUUUUCUACAACCUCUGGUGUCUGCAUGUCAGAACUUUGCAGGUGGGGCUUGUGCAUGCAAACAUCAUGUAAAUGUUGCUGUACACUGAUGCCACCAUGUACCACUAUUUACUGUAUGAGACAUCAUCUACCCUGCUGCAUUCAAGAUCAAGACUAAAACAUAGUAAUAUAACCAGCAGUCAGGAUUCUGUCUGUUUUGACAGAGUUGUAUUUUCUUUGAAACAUUUAGCUCUUUUAGACAAAGACAGGACUAUUGAUGACCACUUAACUAAAUCAUGAUUAAAAUCUGUCAAUAUCAGAGUGUUUAUAUCGAUGCUCUUUGUAGCAGUAACUUCAUAAAUAAGUCUUUUUACUCCAGUGAACCCUCUAUUCUUCCUGAGAUUGUUUCUCAACACAACACCUAACCUUACUAUCUCCAUAAAACAAACUAAUAAAUUUAAAUAAGACACAAAAAGGCCAUUCGUAGAAAUAUGAUUGGCUGGUGGUUCUCUUUUUUUCCACCCGCCUCCUUGGCUGGUGAGUAAAGAGAAAAUUUCGGACUCUGGCUGUAGUUUUGCAUGUGAUUUGAAUCCUGUGCUGUCAGUAGAAGUUAGAAAAAGUCGUUUCUGGAAGUUUCCUCUGCAGUAACGGAUCCUCAUGUUAUCAGUCGUGCAGUAGACCCCAUCUCAUGUCCUAUUUGUGUGUGUGGACAGUGCACACCUGUCAUUGUAUAUGUACCUACUGUACAUAUACGUGUACACUGGAAAAGUUCCAAAAUGUCCCAUCAUGCAUCUUCUGGUUUCAUUAUUUUUGUUUUCUGUCGUUUUCCUUGUUUCCCAUCCCUUGUCCUUGUCUGUUUCUCUCUCUCUGUUUCUUUCUCUCUCUUUUUCUCUCUUUACGUGUGUCUCUCACUCCCCCUCUCAUUGACUCUCCUCCCUCGCCGUCAUCAGGCCAAAGUCCGUGAGCUGGAGGAGAAAUGUCGGAACCAGAGUGAGCAGUUCAACCUCCUGUCGAAGGAGCUGGAGAAGUUCCGACUCCAGGCGGGGAAGUUUGACAUCCUCAGCACUGAACCGUUGACUUUAUGUGAAUCUCCGGGGUCGCCUAACAAAUCCCUGUCCCAGCUCCUCAAUGGACUGGCUGCCCCCAUAGGAAAAGGUAUUUUUCAUGAUCAUUGCCACCAAAAUAAGCCUCUCUUAGGCAGUUUGGUAGGCUGAAAGUAUGUUUGUGCAAGGCAAAGAAAAAAGAAGAGACGGUUUUCUGACCUUUUACAGAAAAUAUCUAAAGUGAGCGAUAAAUUUCACUUUGAAAUGACAAAAGGAGGAGAUUUUGUUUCAAUAGCACCACUUUGUGUGUGGUGCUACCACUUUGUCCACUAGGGGCGCCACAUCAACACAGGCAGAAAGUCCCCCACAGGAGUUGUAACUCUCCUGUGAGGGACUUUGAGCAGCUGAAUUUGGUUACCCUCAUAGACAGAGCAGGUCGAUCCAAGUCUCCGCUCUGCUUGUCCCGUACUUGUCGAAGUACAGAAACGUCCCUCUUUAAAAGUCAAACAUAAAAUCAGACUGAUGAGCAAGAAUUUAAAACAGAAUUACUGUAACAUGCUGCUUAUUGUCUCGGCUGACUCCUAUCCCAAGGUGUGUGUUAAAAAAGAAACUAUGGAGCAUUAAUCAGCCUCGUCACAGGUGAUCUUGUUUGCUUUCUGUUUGAUAAAGGACUAUAAGACUGUACUAUAGGCAAAGAGAACAGCCUAAACUUAUGUAUUCUGUGAGUCUUUAUCUGAAAAUCAAAUGGACACUUGUUUUGUUUGAAGUUUUCUUUCAUCUCUUUUUUGUCACAAGCUUGAUCUGAGCUCUUUUAUUGCGCUGUGAAGAUCUGACGAGCGAAGUUGUGUUUUCACCACAGGCAAUGAGGCUCCAACAAGCAGAUCUUUGAUAUCCGAGUUCAUUCGGCCGCUCCAGAUCAGUGGAGACAAGCCGGAGCUCCUCUCAGUCAAGCCAACAUUCCUCACUCGCAGUCGAGCCCGCAGCCCAGGACGAGCUUUCCUCUCUGAGGUAUCUUUUGUUGUCUGAUUGUGUCCCAUAUGGCUCUUCUUUUCUCUACUCACUCACUUUGUGGGACAUCUAUAGAAAACAUCGUCCAAUCAAAUUCCCUUUAAUAAUUCAGACGUUUCGGUCCACCCUGUUAACCCAGAUGAAAUCCUGUUGUUAUCAUUCAGACUGUCACAUAAGCAGCGUUCAGCUCACCAAAGUCAGAUCUAUUACCUCUUGAAUACCUCUGUUAUCUUGUAGUAGAGACAACACAGCAGCAUUUGGGGAGUAAGUGCAGCUUUAUUUUGAUCUCAUUUCAUCCAAACAAGACAAAAUCCACUCAGCAGGAGGGCAGGAGGCCUCCUGGUUUAGCUUAUGAGGACCGAGGCUGUAUAAGAUUAAGAGAUAAAACACAUCAUCUAUAAGGAGAUCGUCCUCUUUUACCUCCUUUAAAUGCAAACAUACUUUAACUGGUUGAAUAAUACAUGAAAUUGAAUAAACAAUGGGAUUAUUUUGUCUUCUCUAGAUGGACAAAGAGCUCAGUUCAACAACCAGGUCCAAACUCAGAUUCACAGGGAAGGUUCGUCUGUGCAUCGCUAGGUACAGGUAUGUACACACCAAACACAGUUCAUCACAUGUUCACUCUCCUGUUCUGGUGUUUCUUGGUUUGUUUACAACAUAAAACACAGAUAAUAAAAUGGUUUUAAACCGUCACUGUCAACAAACAUCUUUUUAGUUUUCACAGUGCUUUAAUUUUGAAGAUUUCAAAGCAAGCAUUAACAGAAGCUUUCACAGAAGUUCUCCCGCUGAAGUGAGACAAUAGAACAUCACAUGAAAAAAAGCUGAUAAUUAACAAGAAAACAGAGGAGGUUAUUUUCCUCUUUCUUCCAGCGAAGUUAAAAGGCUGGGAGUCAUGGGCACAUAUUGCUGAGAUGCUUUGCUUUCUCUCACAGAGCUUUGGGCCGUGGUCUUAAAGAUGAUUCAGUGUUUCUAUCUCUGUAGAAAAUUACCUGUCAGCACAAAAAAUAAUUGGAAUCCUCAGAGCACAAAUAUGAACAGGGCCAACGCUUUCAACCCACACUGUCCUCAGCUCGCUCAUAUUUGUAGAAAAAAAACAAAUCAAUCACAAACAGAAAAAAAACGCCAGAUUUUUAAAGCAGCACUCAGCAAAUCAUUUUCCCUGACAUACCUAUUAGAAAAGCGGAGUAUGACAUGAAAAAGCCCAACAGGGGGAAUCUCAGGAAACAGUUUGGCAGUUUAGUUUUGUCUUCAUGUUUCUGCUGUAGUUACAACCCUUAUGACGGGCCCAACGAGCAUCCAGAGGCAGAGCUCCCCCUGGUGGCAGGGAAGUACCUCUAUGUUUACGGGACGAUGGAUGAGGACGGCUUUUAUGAAGGUCUGACUGAAUUUGAACAUUUAUAUUAUUUCAUCCUGAGUCUCAGCACAACACUGACCGCCUUCUCCUUGUUUUUUAGGGGAGCUGCUGGACGGACAGCGAGGACUCGUCCCAUCCAACUUUGUGGACUUUGUGCAAGACGAGGAGUCAUCAUCUGUUCAACGCAGGGACACAGUAGCUAAAGAACCUGGCUACCUCAACCACAGUAGCCUGGGGACCCAGAGACAUGGUGUGAGCACAGGGUCAGGUACGGGCAUAAGCAGCCGGCUGAGUGACAGUAAACUGGACUGUCUCAGCAGCAGCAGCUUGGGCAUGGACCUCCUGGGCUCCUCUAGCAACGGGACUGGAACCUUGGAUGUCAACAUUGACGAGGUCGGUGAAGACGUUGUGCCUUAUCCCCGCCGCAUCAACCUGAUUAAACAACUUGCCAAGAGUGUGAUUAUUGGCUGGGAUCCUCCUGUGGUCCCACCGGGCUGGGGCACCAUCAGCGGCUACAAUGUCCUGGUGGAUAAGGAGUUGCGCAUGAGUGUCCCCUACGGGGGCAGGACAAAGUCUCUUAUUGAGAAGCUCAAUCUGGCCACAAACACCUACCGAAUCUCAGUGCAGAGCAUCACGGACCGCGGCCUGUCAGACGAGCUGCGCUGCACUCUGCUGGUGGGGAAGGAUGUGGUGGUGGCACCUUACUACCUGCGUGUGGACUGUAUAACGCAGGUCUCCGCUGAGCUCUCGUGGAUGCCCAGCAAUAGCAACUAUAGUCACACCAUCUUCCUGAACGGUGCAGAGUACGACAUGGUCAAAGCGGGAGGCUAUAAGUACAAGUUCUUCAACCUGAAGCCCAUGACCGUUUACAAAGUGAAGGUUGUGGCGCAGCCGCAUCAGGUGCCUUGGCAGCUUCCGAUGGAUCAGAGGGACAAGAGGGAGAUCUCUGUGGAGUUCUGCACUCAGCAUGCAGGUCAGCAGAAAACGCUUUAUAUACUCGAGUUUAACUUUUAUUAUCUGUGUCUCUGUUUGUCUAUGAGCUUUAUAGUCCUUCAGUUUAUGCCUGGCUGUACCAUACGCAGCUGUGGGGGCGGUGAUUUUGAUGUGUGGGCCGCUUGGUCAGUAUCUCACAUUAUGAAACAUCGCCUUUAAAUUUGGUGCAUAUUUUUACAGCAUCUAAAAAAAGAAACCUUAUGCCACCACUGAUCUCUGGACUCUUUGUCUAGUAUUGUUGUUAUUUCACUAAAAAACAUUCAAACCAAAUCUACAUGAUCUUCUCCACAUGGACAUGAGGAAAGCAGAAGCAUCCUGAUCAGAGUCAUGAAAUUUCAACCUUAAUGUGACAUUAUUGGGCAAAUAUAAAGUUAUGAAGUUGAAUAUUGUAUCUGAUUUUUUUAAACAUCUGUUGGGUAACAUUACUGGAGGGAACCAAUCAAGUUUGAGGCCAUUUUCAAUCUGUUUUAGCUCGAUCAAACUGUCUUUAAUAAUCAAAACCCUCUACUGUGUUUGCGAGCUUGUGUUGAACUUUGUCUCUUUGUAUUUGGUGUUAUUUCAGCGGGGUACAGUGGUUCUCUCAGAGCUUUUUCUAAAGCAGUUGUCAGCUGUAACGAGAAACAAGCUUGAUUCGUAUGUGGGAUAAAAACUGAACACCUUUCACACAAAGUCUUUGGUUCAAAGUUCUGAGGAGCGUUACCGAUAAAGAGGUCACCUUGUUCUCCUUUCCUCCUGAAUCUGAUUGCUUUCUCUGUGGUCAGAUCUUCUGCUUCAUUUCAAAGUCAUCAUCCCUCAUUUCACGGUGAAAGCUAUCAGAUAAUUUACGUCCACAGGCUUAAAGCUCUUUACUUCUCAGAAUCUGACAAAUAUCUCGGCCGUUUUCAUUUCUCCCCAUCCACUUUCAGAGCGCCCUCAAGGAUCUGCGUGUGUGCUCCUGCGAUAAGAAACAUGCAUGACAGAAAAACAAAAAAGAAAAAACAGAAAGGUGCAGGGAGAUAACACUAAGGAAGCCAUCGCUGAAAAAAGCCACAUAACCCUGGAAACACGAGUCUCUUGAAGCCAAAUUAGUGUAAAUAGUGAGCGUAGAUCUCUGGGAUUUCUUCCCCCUUGAGGCUUGUUGAUGCCGAGGCUGUUGCCAGCGCUAACUCGGGUCUCACAGCCUGGCUGUCAGGCUGCGGGAAAUUUUUAAAGUGAGAAAUUAAGAGGAGAGAUUUUCUCUCCACAGCCAGCUACAUUUAAGACUCCGAUUUUUUGUGGUGUAAACAAGAAGUCACAGUGUAGUUAACUACUGGUGCGGACAAAUUAGGAAACAUGGCUCAGGGAAUUCAUAUCACAGAUUUAUCCAUUUAGAUUAACCCUACCUGAAAGCAGAUCUAAACAUCUGAGGUUUGAGAGCCAGAAUAAGAUAGGAGCCAUUCAGACAGAUUUAAGGUCAAGGAAUAGAUUAAAAAGGGAAAUAAAGAGAGGGAACGAUAAAGAGAGGUGUUGAUGUUUGAAUUGACAUUUUCUCUUGGCAGCUGACUAGCCAACCUGCUCCGAGUUCAUUAAAUUAUCCGUCUAUUGAACAUGGUAAUUAGUUGUGUCUGAAAUAGUCUCGAUAUCCGGGUGGACGUCUGUUGUCAGUAGGAAAAAGUCUGGAGGCAGUGUGCUCGACUUUCACGCCCAGCAUGUGUACUCCAAACAAGUGGCUUUGUUUACAGCCACACAACAUUUUUAUCAGUCUAAGUCACACCGGGUCGCCUCUGAUCUCCUGCCUAGAGAUCAAUAUCUGCUGUUUGGGCCUGGUAUUAAUGAAAGCGGCUCCACUGAAACACUCAUUUAAACGCUAAUUUCACUUCUCAGCGGGGCUCGUUUAUGACAGGCGUAGUUUAGAAAUGACAAGAGGAAAUGAAAUGUCUCAACAGCCAGCGCCGCCGUUUUCAAGACUGUGUGUUUAGUCUGCUGACAGUCAGCGUAGAAAUGUGAUUAAGAUUGCACUGAUGUGGAUUCUUCUCGGACACACAAACAGCUGUAUGAACGCUGAAGCUUGGAGGAGACGGUGCUGCUGACUUCAUCUGCGGGUUGGGCUGAGGGGGGAGCGGGGGAGGUGGGGGUGAGGGCAGCACUGCACAGAUGGCCGUGUUGUUUAGUAUGCAGGCAGCACUUACAGAUUGUGGAAAUAGCAAACAGUUUUUUAUGCUCCAAAGAAAAUUGUCAGCAAGAAUCUGGCGCCAGGAUAUUGCUGUACGUACACUGACGGCUGAAUGUUGGCAAACUCAAUGUAACGCCUGAGCCUGAUGCUCAUAUGAAUGAAUUUUCUGAUUCAGGGUGUCGACCUGCUCAGUGAGGAGUAAAAAUACACCAAAGUCAUCCCAGGAAUGAUCUAAAAAUAAUCGAUCCCACAUCAUGUCCCUGCCAUGAGAAGUAAUAAUCCUAAAUAUGAAUUUAGUAGGUGUCGCCUCACAGCAAGAAGGUUCUGGGUUCAAAUCUGGGUCAGGGCGUUUCUGUGUGGAGUUUGCAUCUUCUCCCUGUGUCUGUGUAGGUUUACUUCAGGUACUCCGGUUUCCUCCCACAUCCCAAAAACAUGCAGAAGUGCGGUUAGGUUAAUUGGCCACUUUCAAAUUGCCUGUAGGAGUCGUCCGAAGAUGCUGGGAUAGGCUUCAGCCCCCCGCGACCCCCAAUGGGAAUAAGCGGUAGAAAAUGGAUGCAUGGAAAAUGGAAUGAAUUCAGUAGGGCUGUAAUCAAUCGAAGAAAUUAUUGGUUGACUAAAACCUUGAAAUUUUCUACCAAAAAUCAACUCAGUGGGGAGGAAGUAGACAUGGAUGGUAGAGGAUACUGAUAUCAGCACAAGAAGGUAACUAAACACAAAUAUGAUAUUCAGCAAACCACCAGACGUUGACUAACGUUGACGUCCUUCAAUCUUCCCGUCUCCUGCCGGUCUCUGGUUUGGUUGGGCGAAUCCCAAAUUGUUGAAACAAGGGGCAUGUUCUGAGACAGGCUGUUACCUGUAAAACGGGGGUGCUCUGAAAACACCCCCAUUAACCCUUGGUACGUUCCCCCUGAUGAAAUUAACCAUAGACUGGAAAUUGACGCAGAAAAAAAUCGAGUCGACCGAUCAGAAUUUUGUUUUGACUCAGCACGUUUCGACCUAUAAGUCGACCAGUUCGACUAGGACUUUACAGCCCUGGUAAAAAUGUACGAAAGUCAUCCUAGAAAUGACAUAAUCAAAAAAUAAUCAAUUCCACAUGUCCCUGCCAUGAGAAGUAGUAAUCCUAAAUGUUAAUUCAGUAUUCAUUACGUUUCCUUUCCUCUGAAACAUCACAUGUUCAGGUGGUAUGAAGUACUCUAAAACUGAGCUGAUGUCACACCUUCUUGAACCUUGUUUUAAAACACAGUGACAUGAUUAUCACAUCCAGGAGCUUCAUUAAACUGAUGUCAGCUCGGUUAAAAAAAUCAAGACCUGUUAAUAUUUGUAAUGAAACAGAAGGAAACAGUUUGACAGAUGUACUGUUUUCUCUCCUCCUUAUCCAGCAUGUAUGUUCUGUUCUCCAGGGCCUCCUCUCCCGCCCCAGGAGGUGCAGGUCCAGUGUGGUCAAACGCCUGGAGUCCUGCAGGUCAGAUGGAAGCCGCCGCCUCUGACACCUUCAGGAACCUCCAACGGGGCCUGUGUGAUCGGUUACGCCGUGUGGACGAAGGGACAAAAGGUAACAAAUACUUGGACGACUCAUUUACAUGUCCUGAGUGCAGGAGUCUUUGCUUUUCUCAGCAGAGACUUUAGAGAGUAGAGCUUUAUUGCCAUCUCCUGGAGAGAUUUUGAACUCGGACAAGUAAAAUCCAACAAAAAAAAACAAAAACAAGAAAUGUCACAGGCUCUAUGGUGCUGUGUUACUUUGAUAUCUCCUCUAUUGUCAGCUGUUGCUUUUGUUGUGUCAAGCUGACAGGAAUAUCUAUGAUCGUACAUCAGUCUAGAGUUGGAGCUACAGAGAAGUCCAAAGUUGUUCAGCUGGUUAACUCAUGUCUGUGUUUUAUAGACCUGUCUUUGUUUUCAGAGUAGGAUGUUUGUGUGUAAUGUCAUGUUGUUAAGGAGGUUCUGGUUGUUUAUGAAUGCAGGUAGCAGAAGUCUUAUACCCAACAGCAGACUAUGUGACUGUGGAGUUAAACAGGAUUCAAUGUCUGGAGGCCCGGGAAGUUUUUGUAAGGACGUUAUCAACACAAGGAGAGUCCCAGGACUCACCCAUGGCCGUUAUACCGCACAAUCUCUUGGGCUCUCCUCACCUAUCCCGCAGGACCACUAGUCACCCUAUACCCCAACCGGUGCACUCACAAACCCACCCUCCUUACCCGUCGACGUACCCACCCAAUCACCCUCAGCCACAGGUUCAGCCUCUGCCUCGAACCCAACCCCACACGCUGCCACACUCGCAGCCCAGCCGCCACCCACCUCCCCACACCCAGCCUCAUUUUCAGCGCCACCCCAUGCCCAAGUCCAAACCUUUAGUAAGUGCCAGAGAGCCAGAAACCAAAGAGCAUGAGAUAGGCCUACGGUCGGCCCCGCACUGGGAGCGAUCUCCUUCUCCGCUGCCUCCGCCGAUGCGCGGGUCAAACCUGGAGCCGCCACAUUUUCCACCACGACGGUCGCCCUCUCCUCAGAGGAUCCUGCCGCAGCCUCAGGGAGUCCCCAUCCCCAACACCAUUGCCAAGGCCAUGGCCAGGGAAGCUGCCCAGAGAGUGUUCGCAGAAGGAAACCGGGUGAGUGGAAGUGAAAUCAUUUUGUGUUCAUCAACAGCACAUGAGGACAGACACUUCUGUCAUUGUAAUCAUCAUAACGUCAAUGACACGAGUGCAAAAAUGCUGCAAAUACAAGUUAAAAAAACAAGCAAGGCACAUUUCAAUUUCCCUAUUAAUGAAAAAUGUGUAAAAACACUGAGACAUGGGAGUUUUUCUAAAGGCGGGCAGUGCUGUUGAAGGUUAGAUAUUACAUGUGGACCAAUUUCACUUAAUUACCCCAUCCAAUUAUCCACCUCAAGUGUCAAAUACAUCUAUUUUCAGGUUGAGAAAAGGAACAUAUUCAGUGACCGAGGGAACGCCCUACAUCCACUUAACUCUGACGAGGAGGAGGACGGCUAUGAUUCUCCUCAUGCGAGGAGGAGAGGAGCCUCAGUAGAUGAAUUCCUCAGGGGCUCCGAGCUAGGUCGACAGGUAAUUAAAGAAAAACACAACGAGUUCUGCUCAUCUAAUCAGGGAGUGGCUCUCUUGUUUCUAGGACAAACAUGUAGCAGAGGCUUACCGCAGCAGCAGCAGCAGCAUGUGAACAGCAUUAAAAUGUGUAAUUUCACUUCCACUAGAGUCUUUCAAACGUCAUUGUGGGAAUAAUGUCUGAGGAGGGAAAUGGUGACUAACUCUGAGCAUAUCAACCAUCUGUUCAGCUUAAAAAUAUAAAUUAUCUGUUAUCAUUGUAGUAUUUAUUGUGUAACUAUAUAUAAAUGAUUUUCUUGGGGAACUUGGAGACUGGACUCUCUGCUCUCUGUGGAGUUGUUAACAUUCAUCAAUAUUAAAGGCUGAAGGAAAUUUAGUCCACUGACCAGCCAAUAAGAGGUUAUAGCUGCACCUUAAUGGAGAUGUCCAUCAUCAUUGGUGCAAAUCAGGUGGUGCAACAUGAUGUAGACACCUACCUUACUUACUUUCUGUUUCAUAAAAAAUAAACUCUUACACACUCUUUAUAGCAUGUUUCAAGACUUAAGUUCUCUUUUAUGAUCCUUUUAAUGUUUUUUUUUUUAAUAGUGUAAAAUUCAGUGUAUCUGAAAAGUAUGCAAAAGGGUUAGGGCCACAAGAAAUUAUAGAAAAACUAGAGGAGGGAGAUUUUUUUCAUUUCUAUUUCGAGAUUUAAGUCAAAAUUUUAAGAUUAAAGUCAAAAUUUUAAAAAGUCUAAAUGAAAAAAAUUGAAAUUACGACAUUAAAAUAAAAAUUUUGAUAUUAAAAAAAAUCUAAAUUAAAUUAAGAUUUUACUUUUUUUAAUCUCGAAAUGUCGUCAUUAUUCAUUACAUUUCAACAUUUUUUAAUCUCAAAAUUUUACAUUUUUUAUCUCAAAAUUUUAACUUUAUGGAAAUAAUUUUGAUUUUUUAAUUCAGAAAUUUCGACUUUCAUCACAAAAUUUCAACUUUCGACAAUUUUUUUCUCUUCAUGUGGCCCUUAUCCUCUUUUGUAGAAAAGUGCACUGUCUCUGCAAUCAACUGCAAAUAUCAGCGUUAGCACAGGCUAAACUAAUCCGGCAUUUUCAUGUCACAUGAUCUUGGUUGAUCCUGGGAAGAGCUACACAGCUGCACAGAAACCUUCUGUUGCUGAACACAAUAGUCACAAGUCUAGACAGUUCAGACUUUAUUUUCUCCUUCUAUGAGCUGCCUGUGACUCAUUCACCAGUGCGACUUAUAGAAAAAACACCAAGAAGAUCACACUCGAGAGUAAACCUCGAUGCUGAAUCUGCUCUUCUCUCCUCAGCAUCAUUAUCAUCACUACAGCCACAGUGAGGAGUACCACACAGAGAGCAGCCGAGGCUCUGACCUGUCUGACAUCAUGGAGGAGGACGAGGAGGACCUUUACUCCGAGAUGCAGCUGGAGGAAGGUCGCAGGCGCAGCAUCAACUCUCACAACACGCUAAAGGUACACACAGUGCACAUUCACUCUGUCGUGGUCAGGGGGGAGAACAGACGUUCAUGGGGGGGGGAACAGACGGUGAUAGGGGGGAGGGAGGGGGGAGGGUCCCGCUCUCUCUCUCUCUCUCAGGCUCGACAAGCAGGCCCAUGGUGGCUUUGCCUGGCUGAGCGUUUCCUGCCUCGCGUUAGCUGAAUCAGCCUCCCUGCCCCGGCCUGCUCCUCCACCCCCGCCCCUCCAGCACUGCUUUCCUCAUUUAAGGCUGAGCUCAUGGGAAUGGCUGUGUGUACAUAACCAUACAGCAUGCAAGAGGGAAAAAAAGAGGCUGAAAAUUAAAAAAAAAAGAGUCAUGUUUUCUAAGGUUUGGAUUGCAUUUUGAUUCUCUUUAAACUGUGAGACAGAAAUGUUGUUCAAAUGUUGUUCUGAGGAGUUAAAUUCUGAUAUAACACUGUAUACUGUAUUAAAGGGUCAUGGCAUAUGAAGUGGGAAUCUCAUUUAAGUGAGUACUUAAAUGGAAAUAUUCACUUUUGUUUAUGUCUGUCAUGUCUGAAACUUUGAUUUUCCUAUUAUGGAUGUAGAUGUAAACAUUGUUAACACAUGAUUCUGUUUCCAUUUGAGAUGUGUGGAAGUGAAGCCAGAUUUUGAUAUCAGAGGUUUAAACAAACUCACUGCUGGUUAAAUUUUGCUGCUGUUGUCCGGUUACCUGUACAGUAAUGUUCUGUAAAUGAGGGAUAUCUAAAUAUUGGUGUAUUCCCACUUUUAAUACACCAAUACUGCAUCACCAUCUGUCUGUAAAUCACUGUCACAUGUUACUCCUCAUAUCUCUGUAAAACAUAACUCUAUUUAAGGAAGUGUGAAGUCUUGGUUGUUGUUGUGUUUGAGUUAGAUAAGAAGUUAAAGAUGAUUUGUUUUCCUCUGUAUCUGUGAGCUCAUAGAAGAGUUGAGUUGUUUCUGUUUUUCUACAAUUAAAAAAAAAGUGUGUUGAUACAGUUUUACCCGUAGCAGCAGAUUCCUUUAUAUUUAACUAUUAGCUUUUUUGAAGAUUCAUUUAUUCAUUUCAUCCUCAUUCAUGUUGUAUUGAUCCCUCAGCAGUGGCUCUGAUUUUUUUGGUCUUGUUUUUUCUCACCUGUGAUAUUCUCUUUUCCAUAUUUAACCCUCCGUGCCCGCCCUGUUUCUCAGUUCCCUCUCCAUAUUCACAGAUUCCUGUUCAGAGCAUGCCAUUUCCUCCUCACGGAAUGAGACUGCAUGUUUUACGACAUUGCCACAAAUAACUAAUUCUGUCUUUAUUUUGUCUUUUUCCCCCAUUUGUUCUAUUCACAUACUGUGUUGUUUCCUGCCUGUUCUAAAACCUUCGAAAAACUUUUCAACCCCCUUCACAAAAUCUAAACUGAACCUUGUGAAUAAAACUGACUGUAACUGAACUGUGAAAUUGUGGGACCUGAUUGUGACUGAAGGCGUAUUACAAGCGUCAGGACUUGGCCGAGGAGAGAGACUGCUGGGACCUCCAGAGGGAGGUGGUGAAGCAGAAGUCGCUCCGCAGUAAGCGGCUCCACAGCAUCCCCGAGGUGGCCGAGGAAGAGUCGGACUGCGUGGACGGCAUGGGCCAGCGCCUUUGCUUCGAAGACGGCGGGCGGCCGGGGACGCCGCACACUCAGAGGAGGAUGUACCCCCAGAACAACCACAUCACCCCCAGCAAGAACUCCCGCUACCUACAGCGCCAACGCUCCUCCCCUCGCUUCACCGACAGCCGCUACUACUACAACGCAGACGACCGCAGCUUGGGAAGACUCAACCGCCAGAGCACCAAGAGUCCUGACAGCGGACUGGACUGCGGCAGCGAGGAAGAAGGGUCGCUGGGCCGGGGUCAUCGAGGGUAUUAUUCUCAUGGGAGCCCCAUGCGGGGACCAGUGCACUUUAUUCACUGUGAAGGCCCGGUGGAGAGGCGCGCGCUGGCGAUGGGCCGUAAAAGAACUCUGACUCGGCAGUGCAGCGUGGAGGAGGAGUAUCAUCCAGGGACUUCAGCCAAAUCGGUACACACGGGUGACUUUAGGAACAGGGAGCACUUUGGACCCGGGCGAGGGACCAGGGAGCGUAACUACAGGGAAGGAGCCCUGAGCGAGGGCAGGCUGAACGAGCUGGACAGGGUCUAUUACAGCCCCCACAGGGAGGCUAGGGCCCACUCUUUGUCCAGGCUCAACCGGGACCAGCCGCUGGUGUGUGAUUCAGACUUUCUGCUGUACUUUUCAUCAGCAAGCUGCAGCCAUUCUCAGUGUUGUGUGUUUUUCUUUACGACCCCCACCCCCCCUCCUUGAUUUGAUCUCAUGGUCGGUCUCAUUUGAUGUUUUUCUUUUGUGUGAAUUUUUGGUCGUUUGUAUCCAGAACGUCAGGUGGAUUUUUAAAGUCGAGCUUUCUCUUACCUAAAGGCCAUUUAUCCCCGUUUUGACUUCUCAUGUCUGUGAGGGGAAAGGUUUCAUUUAAAGGGAAAGUAUCUGUGCACUUCAUGGGGACAUGCUGCUCCCGUAUCUUCCUCCCCCUCCUCCUCCUCUUCCUCCUCCUCCUCUGCCAGCUGCCAGCCUCAUCUGUUGCUCUCCAUGUGUCGCCCUCUAGAGCUGAGGCAGUGAUGCUGCACCUCCUGCUCGGAGCUUCAUUUCAGCAACUCCUGCCUCUCAUUGCUUCACAGUUUAAAAUCAGGAUCAGGAUUUAUCCUCCAGUGAUUCAUUCGCACCAUCUCCUGCUUUUCUUUUUUUUCUCAUUUCAAUAAAAAAAAUCUUGUUUUUCUCUGUUUUUGUUUAUUGAAUCUUUUGGUUGUUAUUAAAAAAGUCUGACGCUCAUCCUCAAACACAUCCUCAACUAUUCUUCUUGUUUUGUUCUCAUCCACGUCCUUUUUUCGUUCUCAUACAGGAGCUGACAUGCACAGAACAAAACAAACCAAACAAAUGGUCUUUAGCUAAACAUCUGACCCUUCCUUACUCCCCCUGGUCCAUGUCUUUGUGUUAAUGAUUUGAUUUGAUGGUUUUUUUAUGAGUUUGUUUUGUUGUUUUCGAUUCUUUUGUCUUCCUAAGGACAAAUGGAAGCCACAACAUUUGCUCUUAUGGUCUUUUUGGUUGUUUUGAUGAGAAUGUGGGAUUGUUUUCUGUAUUUGAUGGCCAUCAUGAUGCGUCUGUUUUGAGUUUCUAACCUCUGCUCUGUUGUUUUUUUAAUCUAAAGAUCAUUGGGAACUCAUCGUCACACGGAAACGCCGAUCGUCUGGAACACUCAGGGAGGAGGCUGGUUCACAUCGGCACCCCCCCUCAGCAGCGGCCCAUCCCAUCCAUUGGUUAGUGAGGUCACCACAUGAGGAGACGCCUCAUCCCCCCCCACCUGCAGGGCCACUGAUGUUUGUGCUAUUUAUACCAUGUGUUUCCCCUUACCCAUGUGAUCUGAGCUGAGCUGAACAUCUCUCCCAUAGAGCUUAAACUUCCACCUAGACCCCUACUUUAGCUCCUCAUCCUCACCAGCUGGACUCGCCAGAUGUUCACACGCAGUUUUCAGGAAAGUUCUCCCAGAUACCAUCCCUAUGCCUUUGUUUACUGUGGCUUAACAUGUUAAUAUGACCCACCCAAUUUGAUCCCCCCCCUUACCCCGCAACAGUGCAAGCAUUGCUGUUUUACACCCAGUGACUCCAGAGUGAAACCUGUUGCCUUGUACACCCUCCCACCUCAGGGCAACCUCCAUCAUCCUACUGUCUCAGCAUGAGUGAAUGGGCCAUGGGGUAGACCAGAGUGUGUGUGCGGGGGAUCUCUGACCGUAACGUUGUGAUUGGUGUCUUCUGUAGAGAUCACCAUGGACAGUAACAGUGAGGGGAGUGAGGGGAACCUCUCACCCGUCAAGGAGGAUGUUAACUAUGGCAGUGUAGCUCGGCGCAGGAUAUGGCGAUCUUUGUCCUCAGAGGAUCAAUAUGGUAUGUGGUGCAGCUUCUCUCCCAGGUGACAAUUCAACUUGAAAAGGUCAGAAAAAAAAACAACACAAAAAAAAAAAGAGGCCACAAAUGCAGUGAUAUCAUGAUGGUCUUUGUUACUGUGCUGGACAGUUAGCUUCUUUGUUUAGCUUAGCUUAGCUUAGCUGAAUAAAGCUGACGGGGGAAGUCAAGACUGGCCACUUUUCCCGUUGCUGGAGAAUGAAAACCCUUUCCCUGUUUGUACUCCUUACACCUCCUUCCAAUCCCAAGAAACCCCAACUCACCCACUCUCCCCAUUCACCCUCCAUUUCCAGACCACUCUCCCACCUUAACCCCGCCCUCUCCUCCUCUCCUUCAAUCUCCCCUCAUCUCCUCCUCUCCUUUCCUUCUCCUCCCCGCCUCUCUGAGUCGGCAGCCUGUUUUUUGAUGUUUAUUUUGCAUGACCCAUUUCCAGUACAGUGAGAAGGAAAGACACAUUAGUGGAUGAGUCGAUGCAUUCUCGCCUUGUUGGAAUCACUCGGUUGCACUUUCAUUAACUCUGCUGCCAUCCAAGUCUAACACAUUUCUGCACAUUUGAAAAAAAAAAAGCAUUUUUCUCAGCUGCUGCUUAGGUUUAGCAUCGGUUGCAUUCUCUCUGAGCCAUUAUCCAGACUUCCAGCCUGCCAUUGAAACAUUGAACAUGGUGAUCCAUGAGAAGCAUGAGGUACUGAUAUCAGGUUCAUCCCUUCCCCCUCACUGUCCCUGAUAUCUGCGUUGUCACAAACUGCUGCUGGGGCGUUUGAUGUCUUUUGCACCCUGAGAAGCGCGCCUUUUUUUUUCGCUGCACAUUAUUUCCAGACGCGGCCUUGAAAAGCAUGACGGCACACCUGCAUUUGGUGUAGGAAUGCUCUCCUCGCCAUGUCCAGUCCCAGGAAAGCAUGCAUGUCGAUCAGCCUCUGUGAGAUAAGGCAGUGAAACAGCAAUGAACAGUAGUGCAAUGUUACUUGUGUCCUCCUGGUGUGCACAGUCAUUCAGUAUCCCUUGCACCCCGACAGACUGCUUGACCUGUUUCCUGUCUGUGCUGUGUGGUUUUGUGUUUCGGUGACUGUCACGCCAGCAAACAGAGAUGUGUGAACGAAGAACCCCCGCUGAAGAGAGCGAUUAUCUCAAAGCAUCUUAAAGUGUCGGGAGUCUCAAAACAGUUUCAAACUCCGGCAUCCAGUCUCUGGCUCUUUUUUCACACAUGCAUCUCAUCGCCCUCUCCCCUGUCAGCUCUAACAGAGAGACAUCUUCUGCUCUCAUUGCCUCUACAGCCAGCGUGGCUGUAUAAGGCUGGUAGUAGCAGCAGAGGCCUCCUCUAUGUUUCAGACGGCUACGGCGGGCGCAGGCACGGGCGAGGGCGGCGUUCUCUGGAUUACUACGAGGAAUCGGAGCCGGAGGAGCUGACCCGUGUGUUUGUGGCUCUGUUCGACUACGACCCCAUGUCCAUGUCUCCGAACCCUGACGCUGCGGACGAGGAGCUGCCGUUCAAGGAGGGCCAGAUCAUCAAGGUGACCCUUUAAGAGUUCACUUAUUUUAACACACUCAUAAAUAAAUAACACGAGCGUGAUGGUGACCUCCUCUGAUUUUGUUUCCUCUUUGUCGUUUUUUAGGUGUUUGGUAAUAAAGACACAGACGGCUUCUACAGGGCAGAGAUCAGAGACCGAGUGGGUCUGAUCCCUUGUAACAUGGUCUCUGAGAUCCAGACGGAGGAUGACGACAUGAUGGGUCAGCUCCUAAAACAGGGUUUUCUGCCCCUCAACACUCCUGUGGAGAAGUUAGGUGAGACUUCAUCUUCAUCUGAGGUUUCUGUCUCUUUUCCCUGAUCCAUCUUUUUGAGGACUGUUCUCCUCUCUUCUGCUCUCCUCACUUAUAAUCCUUUUCUUCUGCUUUCCUGUGAAGUCAACUGUGACCGUUUCAAAGAUGGACGCUCAAUAAAUCGCAGAUCCAGAAAAUCUAAAAGAGGUCUGUGGUCCAGUCAGAAGUUUUUCUGCUUUUUCUUCACUGUUUAUCAUCUGUACUUAUCUUUGAAUCCCCAUCAGCGUCUUCACUUUUACUUUCCUCUAGUCAAACUACAGAGCUGUUUACCGUCAAAGCUACUUGCAUGACUGUUCCUAAUAAUCCCAAAAAUACUCUGAAAUAGUUAAAGAUACUCUCCAUCGCUCAGUGUUUUCUGACUUUGUCUCUCCAUAGAGAGGAACAGGCGGAGUGGUCGUCAGUAUCCAAUGUCGACGCGGCGAAUGGUGGCUCUGUACGACUAUGACCCUCGGGAGAGCUCGCCUAAUGUCGAUGUAGAGGUACUGUCUUCUUUUAGCUCCGGCUUUUUACUGUCUUGAUUGUUUUCUGUCACCAUCACCAUGUUAACAGAAGCUUAAAGGGUGUGUCAGCGUUUUAAUUCAGUAUAUCUGAUUCGUCUAUUUGUUCAAAACCAACAAAAGAGCUGCUACACACAAAACUGAGAUGAGAUUAUUGGACCUGGAUCCACCAGCUUUUAUCAUCACUAUAACACUUUACACAAACUCUCAUAUCAAACAGGCCUAAUUUAAGUUCAGUCAGAACCACUUCAGCUCAAAUGAUAAUGAAUGUGGCAAAAAGUAAUGAGUGGAGAGUGCACCUCCCUCGCAGAAGAGGAUAAGGGCCAACGAGGGGAAAAAAAGAUCCAACAUAUAAUUCUUUUAAUUAUUAUUAUCCAGAGAUUCAAGUCAGAAUUCCGACUUUAAUCUCAGAAUUCCGACUUUAAUCUCAGAAUUCCGACUUUAAUUUCAGGAUUUCCAACUUUAAUCUCAGAAUUCCGAAUUUAAUCUCAGAAUUCCAACUUUAAUCUCAGGAUUCCAAUUUUAAUCUCAGAAUUCCGAAUUUAAUCUCAGAAUUCCAAUUUUAAUCUCAGAAUUCCGAAUUUAAUGUCAGAAUUCCGACUUUAAUCUCAGAAUUCCGAUUUUUUAAUCUCAUAGUAAAAUCAAAAUUUCAAUCGCAGAAUUCUGACUUUAAUCUCAGAAAUCUCAGAAACCCAGAAUUUCGAUUUUUCUCUUAGAAUUUCUCAUAAUUUUUCUUAGAAUUAUCCUUAUAAACUCAGAAUUCUGACUUUAACCUCAGAAUUCGAACUUUUUCUCUGAAUUUCUCGUAGAAUUCUGACUUUUUUUCUUAGAAUAAUAAUAAUGAUAACAAUAAUAAUAAUAAUAAUAAUAAUAAUAAUAAUAAUAAUAAUAAUAAUAUUUCAGACCUUUUAUUUUUUAUUUCCAGCAGCCCUAAUCCUCUUUUGUACUCUCUUAAUUUGCUCAUGCAUUUGCAGAAAGCCAAGGCAGGGAAAACAGCAGCAGCAAAGACCCUCGUAGUUCAGGACACAGUAGACAUCAGUAACACUGACUAUGACAAAGAAGACAAGUCCAACAUAACCUCUGUUUUUGUACAGGUUGAAUGAUAUACAGUGUAAUAAUAAUAGUAAACAGAGGUGGCGCUGGUGAGCAGGUUUUUUUAACCCCUUCACAGCCAGGCAGACACCCAGCUGAGUUCAUGUCUCCCAGCUGCAGCUUCAUGGUUAAAGCGCAGAUAUUUAAAGCUCAGAUAUUUAAAUCUCAGAUAGGAUUGGUUGUGUUUUAUUUUCAGACUCUAAGAUGAUGUUAAAGUGUUCGUCCUUCAUUUUUGAUUCAGGGAGUUUGUUCAUAGUUGGGGUUAGAGUUAGCGUUGUGUAAGUCAGAGAAUUGAAUCACUUUCCCGUGCUGUUGUUUUAUUUUUUUUGCCCUCCCCCCAUUUACUUACUCUCACCUCUCCAUUGGCAUUGCCACCGACACAGUAUGAGGGCAACAGACUGAAUGAGGAGGUGAGUGAGGGUGAGGAGGGUACACUACUGUCUGCUGUGUCUGUGUGUUUCCUCCCCCCGUUUGUCAGACUGCAAACGAGGAGGUGGGCCUGGGUGACGGGCCUCGGCCCCCUGUCCCCCCACGGUGAUCAUGACACAGCCCCUCAUGCAUUGCCUGAGCCAGCAUCUCCCCUCCUCGGUUUGGUCUCUUGUGUCCACCUGUCUCCCGUACAUAUGCUGUGUCUGGUUUGUGCUGUCCUGAGAGUCCCAAAGGACAGAUGUGCCACGUGUGUUGCAAUCCUGUCUUCAAUGAUCCAACAUUUGAUGCAUCCACACUCGGAGCAGUCCGCCUUAAAAACAAGAAUGAAAAGACGCUGGUGUUUAAGAUGCAUCACAGUGAUUUGGAGAAGGAAGCACAGCAUUUCAAAGUCAUCCGACCCCAGUAAUAACUGUGACGUUCUGUAAAGUCUGGACUUUAGACAUCAGCAGGAGUCCAGAGACCAGACCCGUCUGAAGGUUUUCUCCUCUUUGACAGGCUGAGCUGACUUUCUGUGCCGGAGAUGUCAUCACAGUUUUUGGUGAAAUCGAUGAAGACGGCUUUUAUUACGUGAGUACUCAACGUUUUAUUUCCACUGCGAUCUUUUGUCCUGACUGAAGGUAGAUGAGCGUGUCCUCGCCAGUGAAGAUUUUCUACCACAUCCUCUUACUUUCAGUAAAUACCCCCGUCACCAAAACCCUGAACCCGGUCCAGAUGUAAAUAUUCAAGGUUAGCUCCCAUCUCAGAGACGGGGGUUCUUACUGUAGGUCAACCAGGUCCUGAUGGAGGUCUGUCUUAGUCCAGGAUUAAGAUGAUGUCUGACUGACAUGUUGUCUCGCAGACACUGAACCUCUGAAGUGUGUUUUCUCUUCUGGCUGAGCCGUCUCCUUUAAGGCGGCGUCCCCUCAUGGGAGUCGGCAUUAGUGCUCCAGGCUCUCGGUGGUCUCACUUUGAGCCUGAUGAGUCUGCACGAACGGUUUUAUUUUCAUACAAGACCGCAGUGUUUCUCUCUUUGACCUUUACGAAGGAAGGAGGCGACCUUUACGUUCACCUCAGGCGGCCCGGGGUGAUCGUUCUCGCCUGGGGCCCGUUUGUCCGAGUUAAUCCCUGCGUCUUGUAGCUCUGUGACUUUGGAGCCCUGGAGCUUUGUCUGUCUCUCUUUAUUUAAAGACAGAGGAGGUCUCGGUUCUCUUUGUCCCAGGUGUGUGGGACCCGGGACCUAAAAUCUGCUAGAUUGACAAAUUAAACAUGAUUUCCAAAAUGAUGGAAAGAGCCGUUAUCCUGCUGUUUUAAAGCUGCUAUAAGGAGUUUUUUUAUGUUGUUUAUGUUGAUGGAAUAGACUGAAUUCAUUUUUAUUAUAUCCAAAAGUAACAUGAGAGUGUGAGCCAAGCAGCUGAAGAAAAAGCCGUUUCAUGAUAAGACGCAGAUUUCAGUGUUUCUUUCCGACUUCUGUGCGACGUCUCCUUCCACGUUUGAACCUUUAAAUGUCGCCGUUUUAGACUUUCUGUGAGAAGCUCUUAAGUCUCCUUACAAGUCCUCGUCUCUCCUCCGAACAGUUUUUCGCUGUCGGAGCUCUCUGAAGGGCUGAAAACUUUAAACUUUACAGAGAUCACGUCUGAACUUUAGGGAAAAAGCUCCAAAAACAUCCGGAUUUGAAGAAUUAGACGAGGAAGCUUUGUGAAUUAGGAGACAGCUAGUUUCCUUUUUUUGCUCUCUUGGUAUUUUGGCCUUCCUCUACAAAGAGUCGGUAUCUGUUUAUCAACAAUCGUCUGAUUCUGUCUGAAUAAGAAGUGAAUACUGGGAGAGUAUUGUCAGCGUCUCUGUGAAGCGUCGAAGCGCCUUCCUAAAUCAGAGGCUGAAAUAAUCGAACUCGGGGUUUCAUCGCGGUGAAAAAGUGACUCACCGCUCUCGUCUCCUCCUCAGGGCGAGCUCAACGGACACAAGGGACUCGUACCUUCCAACUUUCUCGAAGAAGUGCCUGAUGAUGUAGAGGUUUUUCUCACGGACUCACCAUCUCGAUACCCCCAGGACACUCCAGCACGGAUAAAGACCAAAAGGGUACAUGCUCCUUCGCAGUACUAGCCCUCUGUCAUCCAUUAACUCUUUUCAGUUCCCUCUAUCUCCUCUAGUGUGGUGUCUGUGCGCGCGCGUGUAUGUGUGUGUGUGUGCGUGCGUGUGUGAUUUCUGACUCUGGAGCAUUACACUGUAAAUAAAUAGAUGUCUGAGAUCUAUGAAGAAAAAAUCAAUCUUUAAGACUUAUAUACUUGACAGAGGUUACUUUUAUUUUUCAUGUUUACUGCUGUGAAGGGGGUGGGGGGGUUGUGCAUUGUAUAAUAAAUACAUGGACAUGUUGUAUUCAUAAAGCAUUCUCAAUGAGAGUAUCUAAAAACAGAGAGAGGGAGACUUUCUACUUGUUCUGUCGUGUCUUGAAGAAGCUGUUCACACACCUUUUUGCACAUGCAUUAUCGAGCAUCGGAACAGAUGCUUUAUGAAUAUAUUCUGUGUUUGAUCAUUUCUAAUAGAGUCAAUAGUUUUGUUGUACUAAGAGAUGAUGAUGAUGAUGAUGAACUCUGUAGUCUGUAGCGCAGCAUGUUCUAUAGUCCAGAUGCAUGACGACUUCUUCUUGAAGAUUUUAUAUAAAGAUAAGUCUAGUGUAGUUCCACUUUUUGUAUCCGCUCCUGAACGCCUUGUUUUUUUUGUAAAUUGCUUUCUUGUAAAGUAGCACGCAAAAGGUCACUUAACCUAUGUUGCCAUCAGAGAAGAAGAGUAAUUUCAGACGUUUAUUAACUGUAAAUAUGUGAUAUGUUAUUUUUAUGUUGAACGAAAAUAAUGCAAUUGUUGAAAUCUGAAUAGAUGUCAUCAGAUGACUCUUUCUUUCUUUCCCUGUAUGUUCUGAUCUACCACUGUCACAGUGAAAUCUUACCCAGAUGCCAUCACCAUAUUUUGUUUUUAUUUCUUUUCCUCACCCGCUCGGCAAAACAGAAGAAGAGUGUUCAUUUCACACCUUAAAGGCUCUGUUUCCGUCACGUAAGUGAGCAACUGAGGAUACCACGAUUACGCUCCCCUCGUCUAAUGCAGAUGACAUGGGUCCCCUUAGUUUCUGGUAUGCAUCAUGUGGACUUUCUAUAUCUGACAUUCCUUCAGUGCUGCUCUGUCUUUAGCUAGAUUUAGGACUCUUCUCUGUUCCACCAAAAAAACUGGAUGAUGUUUGUCGCUAGGAGACAGUUACCCCCCAGCCAAUGCAUUAGACAAGAAGUACGGUAUCUUCAGUUGUUUCUCUGAGUGUUGUACAUGAAAAUGUCCGUCUCCUGCAAUAAAUCUCCUGCUGUAAUUCAUGGGAAGCUAAAAGGCCGUAAUCGUUGAAACGCCCUGAGAAAGGCUCUGCAGAGGCAGUCAGACUUCUGUCGGCGCAGCACGGCGCAAUCCUGAAUCCAGAAAACAAAGAAAAAACUAUGCAAAGAAAAAAUUUGGAAGAAAGACUAAAAAUUGUUUUUGGUGUCGUGUCUCUAAAUUAAGGUUUCCUUUUUUCAGACUUUCUCUUUCAUUCAAAGAAAAAUUGAAAUGUUAAAAAAAACAAACAAACACAGUUCUCAGAGCUCAAAGUUAACAAUCAGACGGCAAACUUACUGGUUUAAAGCGAGACAAAGGUCAGACACAACAGAGAGUCAGUGAACUUGGUAACUGUUGCUGCAGUUUUGACCUAAAGUUUGUAUCAUUUGCUGCUGGUCACACACACAACCGAUAAAGCCUGACAGUAAAACGAGAGAAGAGAGUCACAGACUGUAUUAAGCUGCUGUGACCUCCACACUUGUCUCUCGAACUCAGACUUUUACUCGUCCAAAAGCACCUUACUUUAUCUCCCUAAUUUAGUAAAUCAACCUCAGACUGAACUGAGAGAAAUCAAACUACAGUAACACUCACUGAGGAAGAAGGCUUGUUUUUCUAUCAUGGACUCCUUUUUGCAAACAGUGGAGUCGCCCCCUGCUGGCCAAUAGAAAGAAUCCACCUCCACAUUCUAAUCCAGUCUUCCUCCAGUUCUUCUCCUAAAGUGUGACCCUUUUCUGAUGCAGCAGAAACGUCUAUACUUGUGCCAUCUCGCUUUAAACUCAGAAAACAAACACAGCAGACUGAUCUGGAUACGAAACAGACAGAAAAAAGCCUCUUUAAAAAAAAAGAAAAAAGCCUUUUAGCUCAUGAUUACAGAGAAGGAGGAGUGACCGGUAGUUUCUCUGUAACCCAGUUGUACCAGUAAAAAUCCAUAUCCAGUAUAUUUGACAGACAAACGUGGUUGUGAUAUAAAUUUGUCCCGAUGUGUCCCCAAAUGCAAAUGUAUCUGUUUAUGUGAGAAACUGCCCGCUUUUGUUGGGAAAUGUUGUCACCUUACAUCGAUGUGUGAAGGUCAGUCAAUGUCAUGCUUUAACUCUGUGCUUCUGUAGCUUCUCCAUUAGCAAAAACAAAAACAAAGAUACAUGAUGGGAGGGAGGAGGGAGGGAGGACAACAUCCAGGGGGGUAGACUUCAGAGCUAUGGUGGCCCUACUGAGACAGAAAGGACUAAAAGAGAAGGAGGGGAGUAGAGGCUGAGGUGGGACAGAGACGCUUGGUCUGUUUAACACCCUCAACUGUCCCUUACGGGUCUCCCAUUAGGUUCCGAUGGAAAAAUCGGCUCCGCCCAGAAGAGCAGCCUCUCCGCACAUCCACGGCUCCGGCCCUGCCACCGUGGGGCCCGGCAGCCCCAUCAGGGCCCCACUGGACAUGUACUCCUCCAAUCAGAGAAAGGGACUGCUCUCCAAAGGGAAGAAACUAUUGCAGAGACUGGGCGCUGUAAAAUAAAAACACCGAGUGUCAUCAUCCUAAAACGAUCAGUCAACAGGCGAACGCUUUAUUCUUGUACAUCUGUUGUAAACUAGAAUAUUUGUAUUGAGGACAUAUUUUUAAUCACAUUUCAUAUUAAGGUCUCCAGACCUCGGGGGGGGAGUCUGCAGAGGAGUUUCUUACCUCCAGGUCUCCCGGCUGAUGACGUUGGGCUGUAGACUGAGAGAGACGGGGCUAAAAAACACCACAAAUAAUGAGUCUGACCAGAAUGUCUGUCAAACACUGAGGGCUCCGUUUAAUAACCGCAGACAGAGAGACCUGAUCUGCUGCAUGCUUUUACUUCAGCACAUUCCCUCCUACUGACUCCCUCUCAGACAUGAUGGGUUCAGCUCUGAACCUGGAGCGUGCAGUAUUUUAACAUCGCAGCGCCGCUGUGCAGUAUACUGUGACAAAUCAGCAGAUUUAACUCCUCCUCCUCUGUCCUACUUUAACUACUGUGAGAGAGCCAAGUGUUCCCCUCCGACAUGUCAGACGCCUCCAAACAAGCACAUGCUCUACCUACUUACCUACCACAGGGUCUCUGCAGUCGAAUCAGCCUGAAUGGAAAUGCCUCGUAGAUCCAACCUCCAUGUAUUUGCCUUAUUAUCGCACAAUGGUUCGUACUUUUAGUCCAGUAGAGCGUGCAGUCUCUGUCUCCAUGCCUGCUUUUUUUUUUCAUUUACGUCGUCGAUCUGACGUUUGCAGACGUUCAUCCUGACUCGUGGUGUGCAGGGUACCGUGUGACUGUCGUGAGCUUUACGUGUAAACCGUCAACAGACGAGCCCGAAAAAGAGAGAAAAUUAUUUUUAAUCUUCUAGAAAAGAAAGAAAAGGGCAAAAAAAAUAAAGAGAAUUUAUUUAUUUUUCACUGUUUUUUUUUCCACAUCUGAUAAAACACGACUACUCUACCGAGGAAACAGACGUACUGUGUCAUAAAGCAUCAGCAAACAGAGUCCUGUUACUGUACUGCAUCUGAUCCAUGACGCGCACCGCUAGGAGACGAGAGGGUUUGACAGUGAGACACAAGGCUACCUCGACCUGUCCGACCCCAGACCUAUUCGAUCGGAAACAUGUUCAUUCAAGCCAAUCUGUCAGUGAUGCCUGUUCAGUGUGUCCCGAGUGAUGUUGGUGCAGGAUACAAAGUACUGUAUAUCAAUAAAUCUAUAUAUCUAUAUCUAUAUAUCUAUAUCUACACCUUAAUGUAGAGUAGUGAAUGUAUGAUGAAUUGAAAGCCAAUGUAUUUUCAAAGCUGCCCAAAAGGAUUGUGCAGAUGUUCGUCUUUGUGCGUGAAAUGAAACAGUCCACCUUUCUUUCUUUUCUUUCUUUCCACCUUUCUUCAGUUUUUUUUUUUCCAUUUCAUCCUCAUUGUACUGAAAAAGAUUGAAUCUAGCCUAUUUUUUCUACACACGAGUUGAACUGAAACUGCCAAAAAAGAAUGUAUGCAAAAACAUUCUGAUACUCUCUCGGCCAACAGCCAUGAAACCCCCCUGCGCUACACCGACGUCCAUCUUUCUCCUCUUUCUGGACCAUGUCUUCUUCUUCUUCUUCGUCUUCAGACGUUUGCUUUGAUUCAUUUUUGAGUGACUGUUGCUCUUUUUGUACUUUUUGUCCAUUUGUAAAAUUGUUUUUAAAUGUUUAUACUUGAUUUUCAAACUGCCUUUUUUGUACAUUUAACUUUAUAAUCAGACAGUGCAAGCUUUCCCCAUGGUGUCUUGAAGACAAUAUUGUUUAAAGAGUCUGCAGUUGUGUGCUAGCUUUAUGAUAAGAAUUAUCAGCCUAUAUUGAUGGAUACAAAAAAAAACUAUUGUGUGGGUGUGCAUGUGCAAUCUUUUCUAACAAAAGACAAAACAACAAUCUAAAUAAAUUUGAUAUUUUCUAACAUU
Molecule: messenger RNA, 87703 nt
Organism: Xyrichtys novacula (pearly razorfish)
Lineage: Eukaryota; Metazoa; Chordata; Actinopteri; Labriformes; Labridae
Source: the annotation of a GenBank genome assembly